AUGGUGUCAGGGCCUGGGAGGUGUCCCGGGCGUGCCAGCGGGGUGGUCCGAUACCUGGUGUCCGCCUGUCUGCUGUCGCUGCUCUACCUGUCGGGGGCCCGGGGCUCUUAUUACCCUCAGAGCGGGGAGUGUAAGGGCAAAGGGAAGGACUGCACAGGUAAGACCUCAUGCUGCAUGCUGUAAAUCACUCCCUCUGAUACCUGAAAUCACCAUCGAACCUUUAACCCUACAACACUAUCACUAAAAUUAUUAACACCAUGAUUUUUACCUGAAUUAAUACACCCAAGAUGAAGAACUUGUCAUUUAAAAUAUGUUAAAAUAAGACAAUACAUGACAAAUCAAAGUAGUUUUCUUUUAUUUUUAACUGUGUAACGUUAUGGAUCAUAUAAUAAUGCAACAAAAAUAACUGAAAUGAGGCAUUUAUGAACAAAAAAAUCCUUAAACAUAAAAUAAAAUAUAGAAACUGUAAACUUAGUUUCUUUUCCACCCAUUCCUGGGACAUGUGAGUCUUCCCUGGUGAAGACUCAGGGUCCUUGGCUGCAGGAGACAGAACCAAAAUAUGGCAGAUUUCUUAUCACCAUCUGAAUUCCCUUAAAAUCACGACUUUGUGAUAAAGAUAGCACGCAAAUUCCAGGACCUCUCUUACUGACCUUAUUCACCAACAUGCAGCUAUCAAAUCCACCCAAACCUACUUCACCCUCUAUCACUAUUGGGUUUGCCUUUAAAGAUGUCAAAGGCAAUGCUGAAGCUACCCAGGGACCCAUGAUACAACAUAAUUAAAAUCACAUAAACAUGUUUAGUCGAGAGUGUUCUAGGGUUAAAUUAUGCACCUGCUCCUCUUCCUGCUGUGAAAGUGUCCCGAUCCUGCAGGUGCUUUCUUUCUACCAUGUUCCCUCUUUGUCCCUUUUGAGUUUAUUCUGACCUUUGCAUCUCAUGAGGUAUCAGACAGACGGUCUAAUUAUAGCGCCGUAUAUAUGCUAUCAGAUGUCUGCUGUCCUUACUGGACUGCUGGAAGCUCCAUCGUUGGCUUCAGCUGACUGAAAUAUGACGGGAAUCGGUCCGAUAAUGCUGCACGCUGGUUAAAAAUCGAUAUCAUGACUUUAACAUGAGUGUUAUGAGCUCCUGUGUCUUUACAGGCUGUACAGGGGAGUUUAUCACAACACUGCAGCUGCACUUUAUUAACCCCGAGUGUGUGGACUUCAUUGAUUUAACUUUAAGGUGAUGCACUGAUGGUUUGGUGGAUAUUUAAUAACUCUUAUCCCUCAUGAAGAUUACGUUGUUGUUUCUGCUUCUUUGUGGUUAAAUGAACCACUUCUGCAUCUUUGUGGGUUAAAGUAAACUGUGAAUGUUUGAAAUCCAACAGGUUAUGUAACAAACUUUGGCUCAAGAGGGUGAGGAGAGUGUUUAUGAUAAGGCUGACCGAUUAAUUUUAAUGUCCUUUUCACCUGAGAGUUAGGAUUUCAAAAUGCAUCGUGUUCUGGAGGAAAUGCAGCUUUUUGGGAUUUAUUUUGGAUUCAAGAGGGUUUGUGUUGCAAUCUCAGAGAACUGGAUCGACAAAGAAACUCCUAAGUUAAAGCAGAUGCUUCGUGUUAAUACUGAACAAUGUUAACCGCACAGUGCAUAUUUGCUUCAGGACAGAACCAUACGAUCAUGUCAGAGACUGAGUGUCUUUUCCCUGCAGAAAAAUCAGAGCUUAAAACCAGUUGGACAAGAUUUCCAACUUUGGUGUUGGGAAAAAUGAAAAUCUACAAAUCCUGAAGUGAAGACUGAGAAAUGGAGGAUUGAGUUUAGAUGAUCCUGUGUGCAGUUCUGAUGCUGUUUGGUUGUUUACAUUAUUAAGAGUUUGAUGCUGUCGUGUGUUGCUGACUGUUUCGUGGCGCGUUUGGCUAGCUGUCGGGCUCUAUCGAAGCUCUGAUAUGUGGAGAAAACAAUAAUCUGGUGAAAAUAAUCAUGGUGAAAUAAUGCUGUAAAUCAUGAUAAAUAAAAGUUGCUCUGCUGUAGGGCUGGGCGAUAAAAUGAUAAAUAUAUAUUCAUCAAAAAUUAAUUUCCUUCAAUAUCAACAUAAAAACAUGGUCGAUUUGCUUUCCGAUAGCUGGCAUUUUGACAUGUUUUGAUAGACUAUAUGAAUAGCCAAUGAAAAGGGGAGUUGCUCCUGGUCCACGCCACACUGAACCAAUCAUGUGCUGAAUUAGAAACAAGUAGCAAACAACUGCGUAGUAGCAGGAUGCAGCUACAUGCAGCCAUAACACCUUUAACACGUGAAGCCGACAGCACUGUCGGUGAGAAAAAAGAAAAUGAGCAGAAAUGCAAAUGAAGGCUCAAUAGAUGACGACAUUGUCGACAACACUGGAACGAAAAUGUCAGUUGUUUGGAGGUAUUUUGGUUUUUUGAGGUCGGACAUGAAGCAGAGUAAUGUGUACUGCAAAUUAUGUCGAGUACAGUCAGGGAAUAACUCAAAUCUUUUUCGCCACUUGAAGCAGCGCCACGCGGCAGAGCACGCGCAAUGCAAAAGGUUACAAACCCCGAGCGGAGCAAGGAGCCCAUGGCGCCUGUGCAUCCGAAACAGCCGACCGUUCAGUCAGCUUUCUCUAGCGUAAUGCCUCACGGCAAAAUGUCGCAGAGACACAAAGACCUCACAGAUGCAGUGGCUUAUUGUAUUGCAAUAGACAUGCUACCAAUACGCACUCUUAAAUUUAAUUUUUUAUAUCGUGAUAUAUCGAUAUCGACUGAUAUGAUAAAAAAUAUAUCGUGAUAAACUUUUCCCAUAUCGCCCAGCCCUACUCUGCUGUUCCAUAUGUGGGGAAAUACAGAAUCAAUCGUUUUUCUUCUUCUGCUAAACAGACACACAAACACAAAGAUUCUGAUCUUCCCACUUCUCUAUUUUCAUCAGACAAAGGUUGUGUUCACUAAAACAGUCUGAAUUUUGUACCUCUUCAAUUAUAACCGGUUUUUUAAAAUCAUUUAUUGUGCUUAAUUGACUUGCACAACCUCCAAGCUCUGUGCAAUUUAAAAGGACGGGCAGCCUUUAAAGAUAAGCCAAGAAAUGACUUCAUUGCAGCGUGGUACCAAUUUUUCAUUCCUACUGUAGAACUCAAAGUGCUAAACAGGUUUUUUUUUUUUUUAAUCCCUGGAGCUUUGACACAGCGGGGGGGCUGAAUGAGCCGGGCUCCCAACACACUCUCAGAAAUGCUUGCAUUUAAAUCUGAAAAGCAAUUAAUAGGUCACUUAAUCAUCAAUAGCGCUAUAACUUAAAAAUUCCAGUAAUGAGAAAUUAAAAGACACGUCUCAUUUGAAGUUGAAGAGGAUGUAAUGAGCAAAAAUGCAACGUUUAGUGUUAAGUACAUUCAUAAAUGUUGAAGAUAUUUCAUUUUCAUGCCGUAUAAAUCGUCUCCUUCUUCUCUGUCCUUGAAUGCUUUAAUUAAACUGUGAUUUGUUUUCUUUACUUCGGUUGAUGUCUCUCUCUGUCUCUCUCGGGGCGCUCACGCCAAGUGAGUAAAAUCAUCUACUUGCUUAAUUCGCGCAAAUCUAGAUGUGUGGAUGAAUCGUAUUUACUCGCUUAAUUUUGACUCGCUUAAUUCGCGGAAUUUCAACGGUAAUCCCGGCCAAUUCAACCGACAGGAUCAAGUGAUUGACAAAAGUUUUUUACAAUUUACCAGGUAAUCCGACCUCCUUUUAUUCUGGUUUCGGUUAUUGAAAAAAAAAAAAGUAUCAUAAAUUCAGGGCACGAUCAGUUUGUCCUCCAUUUUAGAUAACCGUGAACAACCGUCCGUUAACAUACAUCGCCUGGCAACCUUCGUGCGGAUAAGUUAUCGGGACGCGAAUAUCUGCUCAAGUUGAGACAUUUAAAGCUAACGCCCAAUUCGUGUCACUUGUGCCGUCAGAGUAGUAGGAGCGUCUAAUCGCGUCUUUGCAUUGACUUAACAUGUAAUUCAUUCGCGCGAAUGAUUUUACUCGCUCUUAGUGUGAGGAAACACUAUCAGCUCUUUGACUAUUUGUUAUCUUCCUCUUAUCUACUUUUCUCUGCAGCUCUAAAAUUUCGCGCUCGCCAGAUAAAUCUAAAGUCAUAUCGGAUCGAGCGUCUAAUCGUGUCUUUGUAUCGAUUAACAUGUUCCUUAUUCGCGCGAAUGAUUUUACUCGCGCUUCAUGUGUGUGGAGACAGUCUCAGCUCCUUGAGUUAUCCUUGUUAUCUUCCUCUUCUCUUCUUUUCUCUGCUCAUGUAAAGUUUCAGGUCACAUCAGAUCGAUCCUAACGCUAACGUGGACUUCUUUCUUCAAACUGAUUUAAUUUGAUGUGCGGGAUCCCGUUGUCCCUGGAAACGCUUCACUAGAACUUUGCAAGAAUUAAAACACACCCUCACUAUGAGCAGCUGACCAAUCAGGAGUAAGUAUUUAACACAGCCUGAAGAUAAUAGAUGAUAAAAUUUGAUCGGUGACCUCUGCGUCCACCGCCCUGAUAAUUCUUUCAUUAUCCAAUAUUCAUAGAUUCAUUUUGCUGCUCUUGCUCUUUAGCUUUGAUUAAAUAUGUAAAAGAAAAACUGCAGCGAUGUAAAUGAGUGUUAGCUGUCUGGAGUAACUCACCUCUGUCAUGUUUUAUUAAUGAAACUCCGCACCGCUUCUCUCCCGCCGUUCACAUUGUUUGCAUUAAGAAAUGGAGCAUUUUCCUCGCAGAUGAGCGCGCUGCGGUCCUGAUCUCUGCUCUCGGAGGCCCGACACGCUGCAGCAGAAUGCAAAUACCCCUGCAGAGGAGAAUGAAGACAUUUCAACUCGCAAAGCAAACCGAGCACCUGGUUUUUAACGUGAGAACGACGAGUAUCAUUCAGGACGUCGCUGCUCUGUGCACGACAACCACCAUGUUGCGCCGCGCCGCUUUUGACACGAGAUAACUGACUGCUCUGCUCUCAUCGCUGCUGUCGCUCUGAAAGCUGAAGAAAAGAAAGCUUUUACAGAGCAAAAUGGCUCGUGGCAUUUAGUUUGAAGCAGCAGGCAGCUGUGUUGGAGGGAAAUUCAGCCCCAGAGAAGCAUCAAGCAUUUAUAGCGCGCCAUUAUUCACUGGUAUUAUGGCUGCACUGUAAAAUAGUCUGUGCGGAGUGUGGUCGGAGUGUUUUUGACGUCAGCUGUGGAUUCCUGAGGGGACGUUUAGUUCUGACCACUGUCUGCCAUCUUUGUCUGUUACAAUAAUCACAAAAAGAGGAGAAACUUUUCAUCUGAGUCUGGAGAAAUUGGCUGAUUUGAUCUUUUUUUUCUAUUUCAAGUGUUUUCAGUGGUCUUUAAGUUGUGAUUAUGAAGUUUUAGCCAAAAUCACGUUACCUGUGUCAUUUUUAAAGGCUUUUCUUCUGCAGAGCUACAGUAGAUCAUUACCAAUUCACCUCUGAGUCGUGGGCGGAGACAGCGCUGUUGUGCACACUCAUCUUCACACUAGCUUGUAACCUAACAUUGCCAUUGUAGUAGAAGUAGCAGGUAACAUAGGAGCUAUUCAGCUCUCAGACACUAUAGUUAAUAUCAUAAUUAGCUUUCUUACAAACAUUGCAGUAUGCUAACACACACUCUUGUUCCGCGAUUGUCGUCUCUACUUUUUUGAGUCUGGCCUGCAUAGCGGGGCUCUGGGGGCGGAGCUAAGAUUUGUGACGUAGGAAAUCUCACUGUGUAUUAGCCAGCCGUUUGGGUCUGACGGAGAUUCAGAGCGAUUUGAAUGCAGGAAUAUUCAUGAUAUGUCCUGUAGCAUUAGAAAAAUGCCGUAUGAACAUGUAGACAACAAGAAAAACAUGAUUUUCAUCGGAGUGGGUCUUUAAGAUGAUACAUUUUGUACAGCUCCAAACUGUGAUAAAAACAAAUUUUGUAAAUCCUUUUCACACUGUGUGUCGCAUCUAAUAUAAAGCAAAGAAAACAUAUGAAAUAUUUAAACUGAAUAUAAAUAUUUUAUAUUUAAUACCAGCAAAAUGUUUGAAAAAAUGUUCAGAUGGGGACAAUUAAACACUUUAAAAGUUCUAAAUCCAGCACUUAAGUUUUUCAGGAUUAUCUCCAAACUGAUGAGAUUAAUCUGCAAAAGGUUAGAGUCAAUAUCAGAGGAGACUGUGUGAGCAAAUAGUUCAGUUUAAGAUCCUCAGAGUGAAAUCUUUAAGAACCUUUGUGGCUUUUAUCAUCUUUAGUUUAUCACCUCGUUAGAAAAUUCAGAAAGUCUGGAGAAAUCUCUGCACAAAAAGCUCAAAAUUAAAACUAAAUGGCUGUAAUCUUUAGCCUCUCAAAGGCUAAAACACACAACUCUGUAGUGGAAGUCACCGCAUUACUUCCAGAAACUAUUUCUAAGAUGGACUGAGAAAUUUUAGUCUCCUCUUUUUUGGACUUGAGGUUUUUCAUACCUUUAUGUCAAAGACGAGUCACAUGACCCGGUCCGAGCUCCUUCAUUGGACAGAAAAGCCAGAGCAAACUCCUAAAACAAACUCCAGUCCCUGUGAUGUUUUCCUCCUCUCAGCCGCUCCUCCCUCUCCGUAAUAAAUCUCAGGAGAUGGCAGGAGUUGGCAGUGAGCCCGGAUGAGCCUCGGCAGGUACAGCGUGUCGUUAUGAAGUGAAAGAAGCCGUAAAGAAAACCCUCCAUCAGUGUUAUUUCACCUGUAAUGUCACCUGAGAAAUCGCCUGCAGAACCGGGGAGAAGCUGAUGAUUACAGAGGCAAUUCAGCGGGUUCGGCUUCAGUUUCCAGACUGAAAAAUGGAAAAGGAGAUCAGAUGUGUGAACAUGGGAGCAAGGACCUGACUUAGUAACAUAUAUAUUAUCUAAACAAGGCCAUAUCAACAUAACUCUACCAUGAAACACCUCAAGUCUUGCAAGCUGGGGUCCUAUCUCCUAGCAGAGCUAUACUCAAGGUUUUAACCGUCUGAAAACAAUGUUAUUUUACGCUAUAGCAAACUGAUACACGUCAGGCUCUAGGACCAAACGGCCGCUCAAGCCGAAAACUGAUUUCCUUAGGUUUGGAUCGCCCACGAGGUCCUUGAUUGGCUGUCGCUUUCUGCGUGAUUGGCUAUUCCUGCUGUCAGUCAUUCCAUGCCCGCCGGAAGUCUAGAGGUAGAUUUCUUUCUCUGGAUGGCUCUGGUUCUCGUGAGUUCUUGUGAUUCCUGCUGUCCGUAAUCCGCUACGAAAUUCGCCUCACAAACGGAUGUGGUAUGAAUUGGCGUAGGGCAAAAAAUCAUUGCCGUUAGUUUAGUCCGUCCACAAAUGCUUUUGUCGCAGCUCUGAUCUGGAUUCCGUUUUCUGUCGUGUACUUACCUUUUAAUUUUGAAUGAGCUCCACACAGACAGAACCGGGCUUUUAUGGGUCGUCUACAGACCGGAUAUCUGGAAUCUCAGGGCCAUUAAUUUGUCAUUCGCUCUUGCCUCCAGAAGCUCUUCAAAUCUGCGCCACUGCUUCCUUUUUUUAUUUGGUUCUGUGUGCUUUCAAACCCAUCGAGCAGUCGAUCUUCAUCUGAACUGAGGCACAUUAUAUUCCAGGACAGCCAGGAUGGAGCCAGCAUGAAUAAAAAUCACUCUGUAUAAUUUGUGAGGCUUUUAAACACUCACUCACUGGGAGAUCCUUUCAAAACCCCGGCUACGCCUGGACUGAUGGAGCGCGCUCAGACACGGGCGCCCUGUAACAGGCGUGUUUCACAUCCAGAAGCGCUGACAUCAACACAGAACAGCACAGAGUAUUGAUGUUCUGUCAACGCCGCUUACAGUUUACAUUCAAGUCAUUUAGCUUCGCGACGACGACGAUGAUGAUGAUGAUGAGAGCAUCAUCCCGUCGGUUAUCCUCUUGUGAAACACUCAGAACAGCUGAGUGAGUUUGAUUGCCAGGCAGAGCAGUUUCCAUGACUCUAAACGGCGGUUUUGUUUUCCACUAAAUUAAAGCGUGGCGAAAAGUUCAAUCACGCACCUUUGGAGACUGCAGAGAGGAUGAACAACACAUGCCUGUUAAUCUCUGAGUUUACUUUAAACAGACGCCGGCUGAUUCUUAGUGUUAGUGAGCUCUGUUUGGAUCAGGCUGGAUAAGGUGUUCGUAUGUGAUGUGAUGACGUUGGGAGAAAGAGAAAGAAGACUGUAAAUGUUUUAACCGAUAACGCGCUCGCUUUACGCUCAGUGGGUUACAUCUGCUGGAUCUCGCCAACGUUUUUUCAGUGAGUCUUGGUCGUCCUUUGAUGCAUCCUGCAGAGCACUCAGCCAGUCAAGACAAAACACGACACAUGCAGAGAGGAAAUCAAACAUUGAUCGCUUUAAUUCGACUGAAACUGAACUUUUUGAAUUCAUAAAAGCGUCAUCUAAAAUCGCUCUAAAUCAAACAUAACGAGAUAAUGCAACUGGGGGAUACAUUUUCAAGGUGUGUUUAUUCUUCUUCUCAGACUGAAACAGGCCAGAGUGUUCCAGAGUUUGGCAUGAAUGUAUUGUUUAGAAGCUGGAGAGUUAACAAAACUUUGUCAGGCAAAGAAGGACGUAAAAAAAAAGCUGUAAACUUGACCAGGUUCUCACCGAUUGUUGAUUGUUUUGGUAGAUCACGUAAUGGUUCGAUAAUGAGACGAGUAGAACGGAGCUAAAGGGGCACAUCGAGCAGUUUGACCACUCAAAUCACCUAAAUGAGCUGUUAGCAUAGCUGGACUUAACUGUGCAUGAAAAUGUGCUUACUGGGACUGUUCCUACAAUGAUGAGCAGCUGUAAAGACAAUAAACGGGGAAACUGUGCUGUGUUUUUCAUUAAAACAGCUAGCAUUAGCAUUAGCAUUCACAUUCAGUCACUUUAUUGUAGAAUUUACAUUUGAAAAAUCACAGAUGAUAGAAAAAGAGACUCAAAUACUCAGGUGAAAUUGUGACUUUAUAGGUAAUUGUUUUAAAGCUCUAUUGCGUAUGUUUGAAUCUAUUAUUACUUUGCAUUAGCUAGCUAACAAUAAAAUCUUUGCACACCAGCAAUCCUCAUUAAUAUUAUAAUCAACAUUAAUAUUCAUAAAGGUAGAUUAGGGAAUAUUACAACUGAUCAACAAGCGAAUAUUUUAGAUUUUGAAUGUACGACAGACCUACAGUGACGUAUUUGUGUAUCGUCGGCUAGCUAACACGACAUAGAUUUUUAAGACGUGACAUUACACCAAUUUCCCACCCUGAGUGUGGCGCCAUAUAAAGAUGGCUGCUGGGAAAAUGGUCCACCAUGUUUGUGAUGGUUUUACUCAAAAUUUUGUAUUAGUUCAGGGCCCCUAAAGUCGAUUAAAGUCAUUUUUUAUCUUUUUCUAUAAACCCGUCACUUCAGGGGCAGAUUCCCCUUAAACUACGGUCUCAGUUUCUCAUCCCUCUCUGCUUCACAGUCUUAUUUUAGCAGCUCAGCCUCUCAGGACAGCGGUCAGAAAGCUGACAGGUUCUCAUGUGAAUCUCAGUACUGCUCCUUUAGCUUCCCACAUUAUCUCACUGUUAAUAAAACAUCGCAACGAAAACCACAACCACUUCCUGGAGAGACUCAUGCCUGUGUUUGUCAGACAUUUGUCUCUUGAUUUGGUUUUGCGCCUCAGAUGGAUUUUUCCCCAGAAGAACUUACUCUGGGAUGAGUAUCAACCAUGAAACAACCACAUAAGUGAUGAAGAGCCUUUGGUGAGCCUGCGCUCUGAUCCAGAGCUCGGCUGAAUCGAUUGUGAGAAGAAGGAGCUGUUUGGGAGGAGGAGAGGUUUGUUUGUUUGAGGAGAGCUUCAUCAGUAGUGCUGUAUUGAGAACCUGUAUCUGAUAGUGUUGGACUGUCUUUAGUAAGUUAAAACCAAUAUGUUGAUGUACGAUUGGACGUCACCCAUUGGUUUGUGUUUAAAGGCUCAAGUUCUGCAUGUGCCUGCGGUUGUAUUGGUUCCUGGAGCCAGAAGUGAUCAUAUUGGAGAGUUAGGGGUCAACAAAUGCUGAUUCAUGUAAGCUAAUAAGCUUAUCCUGGAGGCUAAUUCAUGGGCAGUUUGAUUCAGUCACCCAUAAUGACACCCCAGCUCCCACCAGUGGUAUGAUUUAAUCUUUCUCUAAACAGGUGUCAGCAUGUGAGGUUAGAAAAUAAUCUGUCCGUAAUGAAACAUUUACUGCGAGACUCUAUUCUGCUUCAUACUGAGUCACUAAAGACGAUCAGCGUCUCGAUUUCCUGACUUCAUUGAAUGUGUCAGAAAUGGUGGAUUCGACCUCCAUUCAAACAAACUCUUCUUUUCAGACCUGCAGCUAAAUAUGUAACUUUGGCAGUUUUCAGACUAAAGAAAAAUCAUUGUUUUGAUAGGUAAAUACGACUGAGGGAAACCUUUAUGUAGCUCACAGUUUACAGUGAAACUGGGACUCACCAAAACAAACUGAAGAGGGUCAAACUGGGUCUCUGUGUAACCCACUAUUUACAAUGAAACUGAGACUCAUUAUCAGCAGAUUUUGAGGACUGGUGUCCCCAAAGUGAGUCAGAGUGUUUCUAUUGUGUAACUGACUUUUUAUGGUAAAACUGAGACUUACCAUCAAAUUAUACAGCAGCUUCAUCUCAACUUAAUUUGACAAUACAACCCCUAAAGUCUAUUCACAGUGAAACCUAGACUUACACAAAACAGAUUUUCUGUUAUGCACCAAGGUGAGUCAGAGUGAAGCCAUGGUAAAACCAUGAAACAGCGAAACUGAGACUCACCAGUUAGUUAAACAGCAGCUUCAUCUGGACUAACUUUGGCAAUAUACUGUAACCCCAAAAAUUAAUUAACAGUGAAACUUAGACCAACCAGGAACAGAUUUUCUUUUUUGUUUUUUGUUUUUGUUGACAUAAAACUGACUUAUUACAGUGAAACUGAGACCUCCCAGACAGCAAGUUACAAUCGUGUCAACCUGAUUUACUUUGGCCUGAAAACUGAGAUUCUCCAGAAACAGACAUUGGGGUUUAUUGCCAGAGUUUGUCAGAGUGAAAUCAUUGUGUCACUGACUUUUUACAGUAAAACUGAGACUCACCAGAGAGUAAGUUACGGCGCUGUCAACAUGACUUAUUUUGGUGGUGUGACCCUGAAAAUCUGUUUACAGUGAAACCGAGACUCACCAGAAACAGAUAUUUGGGGGUUUUAUUGCAGAAGUUUGUCAGAGUAAAAUCAUUGUGUAACUGACUCUUUACAGUGAAACUGAGACUCACCAGAGCGUACAUAACAGUGUCAUCAACCCGACUUACUUUGAUGGUAUGACCCUAGAAAUCAGUUUACAGUGAAACUGAGACUCACCAGGUCAUAUUUUUUAAGUAAGUUGAAGUAAAACUACUAUGUAACUAACUCUUUACAGUGAAACUGAGACUAACCAGAAACAGUUUUUUGGGGGGGGAUUUUAUCGCCAAAGUUUGUCAGAAUGAAGUCAUUGUGUAACCGACUAUUUACAGUUAAACUGAGACUCAGACUUAAACAGGUUUAGCAGGCGUUUUGCAGACAUAGCUAAAUAGGCAAAUUUUGCAGCUUGUCACCCUUUAGAAGAAGCUAAUUGGAGUGUAAGUUGCUAAUUGGGUCAGCCUGCAGAGAAGAGACUCUCAGCUGAAAGUUGUGGAUGACUAACUAACCUGAAAAGUUUGCCAUCGUCUCCACAAACUGUCAUCAUUAGAGGGUGGUAGACGGGUCCUGAGUUUAAGCCCAGGGGUGAUGGCUGCCUUUUUUUAGCAGGAAAACCACCUCCGCACCGUUCAGCUUGUCCACUUGUGGUAGUUUGGCGUAAACUACAAAGACACUCUGAUUUCAAUAGUAGGAAUGAUGUCCUAUUAUAAACCAUGCCCACAUCCCCAUUAACAAAAACAUCUUAAACUCUAACACCAGCCGUCGUGGGACCUGGAUCACUCUGUGAAGUCUAAGUUUAUGAGACACGCUCUGACUUUCAGCUCCCCGGUGAAAUGCCGGGCUCGGGGUGUGAAUGACAGAUUACUUUUUUUUCAGGGUCAAACAGCAGAAGCUUCUCCACUGAUGUCCGCUCACUCCUCUCCAGCCGAGACAGAAUUAUCCACCGAUCAGGUUUGCAGACCGAGUUUAGGGCAAAGCAAUUAUCCGCAGCUCUACAGGGUGACAGACGCUUUUAAUUGUCUUUCAGGAGGCGAUAAAAAGGUGUUUGUCAACCGACUUGACGUAGAGUUUCUAAAUCUGUUGUGUUUGUUGGAGUUUAAUUAAGCCCUGAGGAUAAAACACGGAGAAAAGUCAAGGUGCUUUCUGUGUGAAGCUGCAGCUGUCCCGUGAUGUUGUUGUUUUCACAGGUUUGGUGUCCGGGAUGAAGUAAUAACUAUGAUUAAAUGAUAAAACCGUGUUACUUCACUUUUGUUUUUGCUUCGAAAGCUUAACCACAUUUAAAAGAAGACUUUCAAACAACAUUUCUUAUUUGUCUCGUUUGCAUUGUUGGAUAAAAAGCUCUCAAAGAUUUGUUGUUGCCUGCAGCCUCAUUGCUGCAAGUUUUACAUAUCCGCCGUUUGGCAGCUUGUGUAGGAGUCCUUGUUUCUUUCUCCUGCUGCGAGGAGGACUAAAUCUCCAAGAAGAAACACAUCCUGUGAAAAGAUAAUAAAGCUACCGUGAUGUGUGAACACUCAGACCCCAAAAAACAGAUUCUCAGAGACAUCUGAAGCCAGCAGAGUCUCCCCCACAGGACAUCCAUCCAUCCAGAGGAGUGACUCACAGGAAGGUGAUCCUGCACCUCUGCAGGUGUGUCGUAGCCUGCAGGUUCUUUAGGUGACACCUCGUCCUUCUCCGGCUCCCCUCUGUAGCCCUGCAGCGCCGUCCCCCCGCUGCCAUGAAACACUUUGUUUGCACUUCAAACGAGCGAAUCUUUGACUGAGGCAGAGCCUCCGCGGAUCAAGUUCAGUCAUGAAAUGUAAAUCUUCGCGCCGUCGGUCUGCAGGUGUGAACGAACGGAGCGGCGAGCUCUGAUUGAUCUGCCUCUUUGAUCCCUCUCUCUGCUGUAGGAUAUCUUGCUUCCUCUUUUCUCCUCCUCCGCUAUGAGGUCAGGGGUCAAAGAUCAGGGUUUGAAACUGUAUAGCUUCACUUGCACUUUCUGAUCAAAGCAACCAACGCGGGGGAAAUCUUGAGGAUUGUUUGAAUGUUUCUGACCGUGUUAAUAUUUUUUGUAUUUCAAGGAAACACACUGACAGAGUAAAGGGUUUUAUUUGCACCAUCUGUCUCUGAGGUACUUGGCAAGAUCUGGAAUGAUGCUAAUGUUUGUAGCAUCUUUUGCACACAGGUUUAGAGUAGGGCUGGGCGAUAUGGGAAAAAGUCGAUAUCAGUAUAUAUUUCGCGAUACAAAAAAUUAAAUCUAACAGUGCCAGUUUUGUCGAUGAUGUCGUCAUCUGUUGAGCCGUCAUCUGCAUUUCUGUCAGGGGUAGCACCCAUUUUCUUUUUUCCUCACCAACAGUGCUGUCAGCAUGUUAGAGUACUAUGGUUGUGUGUAGCUGCUACUACGCAGUUGUUUGCUACUUGGUUCUAAUUCAGCACGUGAUUGGUUCAGCGCGGUGCGACCCGGAGAAACUUCCCUUUUCAUUGGCUAUUCGUAUGUCCAACAAAACAUGGCAGAAUGCCGACUAUUGAAAAGCAUAUUGACCAUGUUUUGUAUUGAUAUUGAGGGAAAUUAAUUUUCGUUAUAUAUCGUUAUCCUUUUAUCACCCAGCCCUAGUUUAGAGUAUUCAGCUGUGAAGACUCCAGCUGGGUGUGGCGGAAUCCUUUCAGAAGAUGACGCACUGUUGUUGUCGGUAGUGGACAUGCUGUGGCAAAGGCAUUGCUUUUUGCCUCAUAUAAUUUACAUUUAGGAUCUUGAUUGAUAGAGUUUGAAUUUAGAGUCAUUAUACCCCAGAGUUUUAAAUUUGUGGUUUAAUCUGUUUGUGAUUGUGUGAAAGCCUCUUUACUCCUGCUUCCUUGUAAAAUCCAGAGUUUUGUAUCUUUAAGUCCCUAAACUAAAGAAAAAUGGGGUCAAGAUUUCCCUCAGUGGGGGCGUGUUGCAUCAUACUGAACAUAUGGAAGUGAUUCACAGGACAAAUUCACGCCUGUAUCAUGGAGGUUUUUCCACAUUGAGGCAUCAGACUACUAAUGCAGCUGACUCUGACAACAUCUCGCCAAAGUCCCCGUAGCGGGUCAGCGCCACGUCUAAAUCUUAAUGAAGGUUUGGGCGUCAAACCAAAGGAACUAUUAAGAAUUGGCGGCCUCCUCCGCCCCCUCACUGAGGAAAUUAAAAUGAUUUCUGUGACACCGGUUUAAUGUGUGAGCCGUCUGUUACACAAAGUAAUACUGCAUGUGUCAAUGGUUGUGUAGAUUAGGCGUGAAUGGCAGCUUUAUGAAGGCAGGAAAAUUGUGGAGGCCUCAUUUGUCAGAUUUAGAGCGGCUCUGCCUCCACGCUAAUGCCGCUCUAUUUCAGCUCCACUGUUUCUCCUGUGAGAUGCAGACCUGAUUAAAGAUACACAGCUCAACAAAAUGCUAAAUACAAAGUGAUUUAGCAUCAGUUUGCGCGGGACAAAUGAACAGCAGUGUGUGUGCUUCACAGAUCUAACGUGCGGCGACAGCGCUGUUGUUUGUUGAGGCGAAAAAAUGGAGCAGAAGCCUAACAGUCAAUUGUGUGUUGAAACAAAGUGAGCUGACGCACACGCAUUAGGCCGGAGAGUACAUUAAAUUAAAGCAGACGUGAGUAAAUCAACAAACUAAUCAGAGUUAGACGCCAAAGUUAACACAGCCAGUAAAACAUUGAAAGUUUCUGCCAAGUUUCUGUCCAAUUUCAGCCCGUAUCUCACCAGAUUUCCGGAUAUUUGACAGAGAAAAUGCAAAUUUCGAUGGAGUUAAGCAUCUGAGGGUGCAAAUUUAGCCACCAAUACCAAAGCUCGAACAAUGAAUGCAUGAGAUUUCAGCCAUGUUUCCCAUGUUGGCUCUUAGAUGCAGAAAUUUAAGGAACACUCACAAGAUAUCUAAAAUCCUCUCAGGGGGAACCUGAUGAAAAUCCUGAACGUCAAGCUUUGAAGCACAUAUGGGACAUUUUAGCAGCUUAAACAGAUUUAUUCAGUGUCAGGUGAUUGUGGAGAACAAUGGGCGUGAAGUGUGUAUUUUUGUCUCCUUUUAAGCUCACAGACCCAAACAGCUGAUCGAUGCACUGAGGACAGGAGAGAGCAUGUGUUGCAGCCAAGCAUUGUGAACAAAUGAACUGCAAAGUCAAGGGUAACACUUUAUAUAAAGGUCCUGUAAUUAUUAUUAGUUUAUGUAAGACACUUAUAAGCAUUAAUUGAUUGUAAAUAAAAGCACGAUUAACACAUUUAUUACUAUAACCACAGCACUUGUAGGCUCUUAUAUCGAACUUGUUAAUAGUAACUGCAAACGCCUCAGGAGCUUAAAGAAGGAGGCUGCGAUAUAAAUGAGUGUUCUUAUGGACUCCUAUGAAAACAUUAUGCAAGACUGAAAAUGUGCUUAACUUUUUAAAUACAUAUUAAGCUUCAGGGAAAGAUUUUCAACCACAUUAAGUUUUUUUUUCUUCUGUUUUUAGACAUGAAUAAUUCAUUACGCGAAGCAGAACAUAUGGUAUUAAAGCUCAUUUUUAGUCCGUGAAGUGUUGGAGCUGUGCAAUAUUUGGUUUUCAGAAUAUUUCAUAUAAAUGUGUGGUGUUACAGGCUUGGCAGGUGGGAGGAAUUAAAGCCAGUCACAAAAACGGCAGUUCCCCCAGUGUCCACUAGAGGGUCUACCCAAAAGUGAGUCAUUCCCCAUAGAGCCCUUUGUUAAAAUGUCUUUAUUGGCUUUUAAUAGUUGUUUUAAUUGUUUUUUGAUUGUUUUUCAUGUCUAGUUGUUUUGUCUAUUUAUGUACAGCACUUUGUUCAGCUGUGGUUGUUUGAAAGUAAAUUACAAAUAAAGUUGAGUCGGCGUCACCUCAGCCACUUCGGUCUCUGAAUGUCACCUCUGGUUCAUGUUUGUGUUGUGAAACCUCUCUGAGAUCAGUGUAUAUUUAUUUAGAUGCAUGAGGAGUCACUGAGUGUUUCAUUUCUCUCAGACAUGUGCACGAGGUGGAGGGUGAUAUUUUACCUCUCCUGGCUGAUCUGUUUACUCUCAGCGCUCGAACUCCCUGCAGGAGGUCUUCAGCUCUGAAUGUGUUUACUGCAGAAAGCAGCUGUGUCUGUUCACACCAGGUGGUCUUCAUAUGUCGGUGUGUUUUUUAUCUUUGCUUUCACCUGAAGAUAUUUUCCUCUCUUUGAAGACAAGAACAGGUAUGUUUCAGAGGAUUCGCUCUCUUCCUCUAUUUCUGAUGAGAAAACACAAUCAAGAUGGCCACUUAUUUUUCACGUCUAAAUCCCCAAACUAAGAUUUAAAAGAGGCCGAAAUGACAGUUCCUCGUGUGGGGAUCACCUUUGAGCGGCUUCUUUAACACACCAGCCGUUCAAUCACUUUGCAAUACAGAAAUAUUGAUUAGUGCAGCUGUAAAGGUAAACACAACCCUCUCUGGAGAUUCAUAAAGCUGGAUGCUCUGCUCCUCUUGACCCUGCAGUCUUCAUAGUGAGCGCAGCGUAGUGGGAAACAUCGGCCUUGGAGGAAAGAGAGGCUCAGAUUUGAAGGGCUCGACUAGAAACACACACAAAAAGAACCGUGCUCCUGUGCAUCAAGCAUGUCUUUGUCUAGGCCACCAAACAUGUGUCUUUGGUCAAACUUAGAUCCCUGUUGUCUCUGAGUCACCUCCGCAAAACUUUCUGUGGUUCUCAUAAGCAACACUGAAAUAGAUCACACGCCUUUGUUCUUAGACCACGAAACAAUGUGCUGUUGAUGUCCCAGCGUGUGGAUUUCAUUACCGCUACCUGCAGGGUCUGAAUGUGAGGGCUUGUUAAUGAGGAGAUGGUUAUAUAGACUGAAAGAGCAUUAGCCACCACUUCCAGUGAGACACUCGGUGCAUUUACAUGCACAGUUUAAUCGGAAUAAGCUCAUAACUCUUUCUUUGCUGAAUUUGACUUCUCUUCUUGUUCGCGUAUACGUGCAGCUGAGAAAAUUGAAUUAUUGAUGUGAACGUGUCCUCCUCCCCAAAACUAGGGGGCGAUGUGGACCACAUGUCUUGAUGUCUUUUCAGCGGCGCUGUUUCCGACCCCAUACAACAGUCAACAACAACAGCAGGUCUGUACCAGAUGUCAGAAGUGUCUACAACUGCUGCUGGGCAUUUUCGAGAAAGAAGAUGGAGCAUCGUACAGCUAUGUUUUUGUCGUACAUGAUGAACGCACUACUUUUUCUGCAGAUGAGACAAACGCUACUCCUCUUCUCAAGUGUUUUUGUUCCAGGGUUACGGGGGCGUGGCGCACAUGCAUUGUCUGAUCAUACUCUGAUCAAAUCCCAAUUGCAUUAUCUUGGUAUCCUAAUCUGAGUUUCCGACUCCAAUUGGAGUUCUCAAACUCCGAUUAUAGUUGGACCAAGGUGUUUACAUGCACUUCAGUUGUCCGGUCUUAAUCGAAGUAAGGCAAUAAUUUGGUUUUCUUGAGUGUCAUGUAAACGUAAUGACUAAGAGAGAGAAAAGCAAUGCCUUUGUCUGAACACGUCCACUACUGACGACAGCACUGUGUCAUCUUCCUCUCGAAUAAAUCCAUGUCUUGAGCUGGUGAACAGAUCCAGCUGCUGGAGUCUCAUGUAGAGCCGCUUUUCUCACAGACCAGACUCUGAUGGCAAACCAAGACUUCUUAAACCUGCACGCAGAAGAAGACGUAUGCGAGGGAAGACAACAGGAGGUGUAGAUCUCACUUUGUGUUGUUGUAUUCGUUUGUAGUCGGUUUAUCUUUUUGUAAUAAACCAACACUAAAUCUUUCUUGUGAUACUUUGACUCGGUGUGGUAGAAGAACGUCUGCGGCCUGACCUGGAGACUGAACACCGUCUUCAUUCGGCCUCACUCGUGUUAUUAGCCUCGGGAUAAAGAGCAGCCUCUUGCUGAUGGUGAUGAAUUCUUCAUGACAGAGUAACCGACGGAGGCCGACUGGUACGUUUAUUUAUUCAGCAGGAAUUGAUUGAACCAAUAUUUUCUUGCCAGGGUUGAUUCAUAAUUCAGUGUUGCUGUGUUUUAAUUCUGCGGCCGUCGUACAUCAUCCUUACCGAGGUCUGUUGGUAUGCAUGUCUGCAGCUACCCGGCGCUUCUUCUAUUCUUCCUCAGCCUUUUGUAACUGGGAGCCUCCGGAGCUCAUAUUCUCUGCAGGGUUUGUUGUGAAGCCAUUAGCCACCGCAGAGCUCCGCGUUAGCUUCCCCUCUCAUUGAUUGAGGACCAACAAAGAGACCAUGAACGACUCCUCUGGAUGUAUAGCAGCAUCCUGGAGACGUCUGUUACCUUACAGGGGCUGCUGCAGACACACAGAUCUGGAUCUAUGUGCACCAAUUAAAAUGCACCAAGUGCAAAUCACCUGCUGGGGGGAACGGGGUCUGGUGUCCUCUGCUGUGCCCAGAAUUGGAAUGGGACCUGAUUAGUCUCGCAUCGGCGACUCUGAGGGCGAAUCCAUUCAAGGCAGCAACGAGGAAGGAAGGGGGUGGGUGGUGGGGGGGUGCUGCGAGGCGUAAUGAGUCCAUACACAUAAAUCUGUCAGUGAGCUCCUGAUCCAGAUGAUUCAGGUCAUCAGCACUGACUCGGGUAAAAAGCAGCAUUUCAGAGAUAAUUUUUAAACAUGACUGAAAUGAUCAAAGGUUCUAAUCUACAAGGCUGACCGUAGUCACUCAGGUGAUCAGAGGAGUUUUAGUGGACACAAGGACGCGCACAAGGCUGUCAGACAUUUCUGUAAUGACGUUUAGACCUACUGACAUUCAUGCAUCUGAUUCUUAAAGGAACAUUUAUGAUCAUUACUUUAUCAUUUCCUUGAAGUAAUAAUCAGCAUAAUAAUCAUUUUGCACUGCAGACGUGGUAGUUCUUCUGCCUUAUUGUCUCGGUGUGAUUGUAUUUCCAAGAAGAAAUGAUCAUAAAUGUUCCUCCUUGAGCUGUGGCACCCCGCUGUAGUCCGUAAUGGACUGGUCAAGGUCCAGCUACAAACAAGUAGUCUCUUUACUAAAGAAAUCAGGCAAAGCUAAAAAGAUGUUUGGUGGCUAGUGUUGUUGCUAGGACCCUAUAUGUCCUGUUGAUGAAGUUAGGUGCUGUUCUGAGCAUUAUUUGUGGCUAUAGAGUGGCGUUUUGGUUGAAGUUUGUUUAUGGCUGCUCAGACUGCUGUGUAUUGCUAUCAUGGGGUCGUUACUAAAGUUGUUACAACUUAAAAAGCAAGCAGUCAGCAAUGUUCAUCUCUCAAGGGAGUGUCUAACUCAGUGUUAUGGUGUGUUUGACCCCUUUAUGACGGAAUAUCCCUUAAAGAUGAAAAACCAGUCUCUGGCUUCCUUUGCCUCCGACCGAGUUCCUUCUUUAUUUCUCUGUGUCUGUUCUCACCAGUCUGCUGUUUCUGGCUCCUCUGCUGAUUCGGGUUGGGCGUCGUUUUAAUUGGAAUUCCGAUUCCUUGUUUCAAUUCCGAUUCCAAUCCCAAUUCCGAUUCCUUGUUUUGAUUUGAUGAGGUUCAUUCUUCCUGCUAAAGUUUAGCCAAAUUUUAGACCGCUACCUCUGUGGGUUGCAAAACACUCGCACACACUCCCUGUGGCUUCUUCUUUGUUGGUGUUCAGAGGUCUCUGCAUCGAAACUAGAAAAUUUGAACGGUUGCGCGAGAAUUGGUAAGGUUGGUUCUGGUUCCCAUCGAUGCCCGAUGUUCUCUCUGUCGUAGCUUUUCAUGCGUGCACAUGAAACCGAGGACAAGAUGCUUUAGUGAUGAGUGGAUCUGUUAUUGUUUAACAGAGCCAGAGGUGAUCCAUGUGUUUCCGGUUUUUAUGCUAAGCUAGGCUAAUCAAGUCUCGUCUCCAGCUUCUGUAGAAGCAGAUAUGAAAUCUGCGUUGAUCUUGAUAAAGACGGCACAGAAUCUGUCUGUUUUCUCUCAAAAGGAACUAUUUCUUUCGCCCAGAACGUUUUAUCUCUACCACACAUUUCUCCAAACUGGGUGUGUGUGUGUGUGUGUGUGUGUGUGUGUGUGUGUGUGUGUGUGUGUGUGUGUGUGUGUGUGUGUGUGUGUGUGUGUGCAAUCAAAGGUUCUCCUGUCUGACUCUGAUGGAUCACACUUGUUUGUGCUUGUGAGUCUGCUCUCUUCACAGACUCUCUGUGGUCUCUGCUCUCUUUGACGGAUUUCCAUCUGUUUGUGGUUCGUGUCUCUCUGUUUGUUUAUCCCUCUCUUACUCGGCUUCAAGGCUGAGUUUUUUUUUUCUUUUAUUUCUUCCCUCCUCGCCGGCAGCAGACUGACCGCGGCGGGAGAGUUUCAGUCUGGAGCAUCAGAGAGUGAAAUCUCUUUCCUGUCUUCCCGAGGAGAAAACAAUGUCUCAUGUCAAACUAAAGCUGUAAAAUUUUAAUCGAACAGCGCGCGCGUCGGGGUCGUGUGCCGCUGCUUCUGAAUCAAUACCGGAGUGAGAAAUUUUCCAUCUCUGCGUCGGCGUUAACGCCAGCGGAGGGGGAUUUAUGUGAUUGUUGAGGUUAGAAGAGGAUGAGGUUAAAGACCCUGAGCUUAGAGGAAAGACAGAUCCUGACAGGCAGUUAAAGAGGAAAAACCGGAGAGUGAAACAACAAGAGAGGCUGCGACUGAGAACGUAACACCAUCCUGUGAUUGGCUGUCAGGUGUCUUCGUCUCCGGGACAGCCGCUUUAAUGAAAAGCAUCAGUUUAAAGUUUGUAUUGUUCGCUCUUUAUUCAGUGCUUUUUUUUUUAUUCGCGGCUCUUUGGGAACAGUGGGAGGUUGGGGUUCACUGCGCGCUCGUGGCAUCCUGACAGCAGCGUCCACGAGGUUCAUAAACAGUCCCAGCAUGCAGAGAGGCCGUAAACCGUCUGUGAGAAACGUCUGGAGGAGGACAAAAGCCCCUCUCAGUCACUGCCCGGCUUUCUGAGGAGCUUUGCACGGUAAAAGCAGCACUUCACCACAAAGAUAAAACAGAUUUAUAGCAGACAUAUCACACAGACAAACCCGAUCAGUACACAGCCUGCAGAGGGGAAACUCAGAGUCUGUAGCGAGGAGAAAACAAUAAUUAACACGGGGGAAUAAAAGCAAGAGUUCUCCUCACAGAAAACCCAGAUUUUUAUACCCUCAUUAUCACAUCACACGCCUCGCAUCUUUACAGUAGAGCCGCUCACCGUAUUUUACACUUAAGUGAUCUCAAAAUGUAAUAUUAGAUUUAUGCCUCGGGGAGCAAUGUUUGCUGAAUCACAAAAUCCGUGCAGGGAGAUUUACAUUUUAUAAGACGGAGGAGUUUACAGUCGAGAUGAUGCACGCAGAUGCAAAUUUACUCAGAGGCUCAUUUGCAGAUAAUUAACAUUUGUCCCGUUGUGGGAAAGACGAGUACAGGAGACAGGAAGAGACCUGAAGAGAAGCCUGGGCGUCUUUAUUGUACAGAUGCAGAAAUAGGGCUGGGCGAUAAACCGACAAUUUACUGAUACUGAAAUUUACGACGAAAACCAACGUUGUUUUUUCCAUAUCGGUAUGUUCUGUGUCAAAUAAAUAUAAAUAUAUAAACAAAUAAAUAUAAAUAUGAUUAUUGGGGGACAGCGUCUGCCUCCUCUCUGCCCCGCCUCUUCCAGCAAUCCCUAUGGAGCUGUGGACAAACUUUAUAAAUUUAUUACACAGAAUAUACAUUUUUCUCCCUCCUGGUUGCGAUGUUGACAUGAAGUUACUGUCAGACUGGUUUGUGCUCAAGUCCUCUUUUUUCUGUACAACUCCAUUUUUAAAAGUUAUCACGGGGGUUCAUGUUUUCUAUGAUUGACACUUGAUACAGCCUAUGGGCAUACAAAGAUCGCGUCGGUCAUCCGGGGGAUAUGCUGUUUGAGUCGAGCGUCUUCACAGCGACUCUCCUGCCGAAUGCAUUCAUGGUUCUAGGAAGGAAAUACUGAGAACAAUUCGUGUAAUGACAGAGGGCGGAGCCAAGUUGUCUAUAGUGUAUACAGUCUACGGGCAGAAAUCACAAUCAUGGAGGGUCAGUCCUGUAAACAGAUCAGUCCGAUGGUUCCUCAGUUUGUCAAAGUCCCGUUGACCUCGGUGGUUGCAGGAAAGCUGAGUUAAGUGUUUCCAGAAGUGUUAAUGUUCUGUGGAUUUUAAGGCGAUGUGGUUUUGUUUUGGCUCGCCUCCCAGGCUUCUGGUUAUCAGACCGGAUCAGACUCGCUCAUGCAACACACACUUAAAGAGACUCAAACUGGCAGCACGCACACUUGAGAGAUACACAACUGAAACACACAUUUAUUGUGCUCGCGAACAAACUCAUUAGCAUGAAAGUGAAAGGAGAGGUUGAGGAUCCUCUGAUGAUUCUGGGAUAGACUCUGUGUGUCAUUUCUGCACAGGGCUGGGUGAUAUGUCCUAAAAUCAACAUCACAAUAUAUUGAUUAGUUCACCUCGAUAAUGAUAAAUUGACGAUAACUUCUCCACAAGCUGCUCCCCCCCUCCCACAUUAACUUCGUCUACUUCAGCUGCUACAACUUUUGAACCGUCCUCCAUCUCCUCACCUGUCUUUACCUCUUUGUUACAGUCUCUGACGUAGGACAGACCAACUUUAAUUAUUUAUCUUUUUGACACUGAAUAUGUUGACAUGAGCAAAAUGACUUUUGUUAUCUUUUGUAAAUUUCGGUAUCGAUAAAUUUACAGUUUAUCACGCAGCCCUACUUUACAUCCUUGAGGGCGGUGUGAGACGUCUCAGUGAUCUUUCAUUGCUGUUUCGUUUGUGUUGCAUUUUUGUAUCAGCAAAAACUAGCAGUGCAAGCAAGUUUUUCAUGGCCUGAGAAUCGACCCUGAUAUUGACUAUGAAGGCAAACUGCAGUACAUCAGCUGAUCCGAGCACCAGCUCUGGUCGGCUGAUUGGCGAAUGUGAAAACAGGCGUUGUACUUAGACCACUUCAGCCCGCCUCCACCCCAGCUGAGUCUGAUUCCACCAGUGUCGUGUGUUUUGUACUUCAGGGUCAAAGUUGUCCCUGCAGAAGACGACAGGCUGCAGGGACAUCUAUAGUCCGGGAAAAGUUUCUGUUAUUGUCAGACUGUAAACUCAGCAGGUCCUGGUCCCUUCAGGUCCUCUGUUAUCGUCUCGGCCUCAGCUCUGAAACCCGCAGCAGUGUGGUGUGACAAACUUCCGACUGAGGCGAUAAACGGGCCCAAACGGACAGAGCCAUUAUCCAGCCCGAUGCAUUCAUGAAAUAAAACCCAAUGAAACGUGCUUUAUUUAUUUUACUGCCCACACAUCGGCUCACAGCUGACAGCUCUCACACGCGGGCCGAGUGCCGAGCUCUGCGCUGCAGCCUGAUAAUGAUGCCAGCUUUACUUUCUGCUAAAAUCACCUCACUUUAUGAUGGUUUGUCAGGUAAAUAAUGAUUCCCAUCGUAAUUAUUUCAGUCGAGAUAAUAAACAAUAUAUCUGCAAUGAUAAAAACAUCAACGCCGCUCCUGUCUCUGUGAGAAUUCACUUUUAAAACCCAGCCGAAGCGCAGAGAGAGUUCAUCAAACACUCUUCGGUUUUAUUUAAAGGAUUUUUAAAAAGCUAUUUAAUACUUUGAGAGCUUUAUUUUAAAAGGUGCUCUUAUAAAAAGUGCAAAAGAAAUAAAAGGAGACGUCCUCGGGAGUCACAAAAAGCUGUAGAGGUUCACGGCUGACACACCGCUCCGGUGUUUGGUAGUUACUGUUAAUGGAAAAGCUAUUUGCAGAUGUAAAGCACUUUAAACUAUAAAUCCAGGCCUGUUUUAUUUGCACUCAUUGCUCUGUUUCCAUCAGAUUUACUCUGCUGUUAUACAGACUCACAGGGAAUAUACAGAUCAGGGUUUAAAGGGAUAUUCCGACGUAAAAUUAAUUUAGGGUCAAAUACACCGUAACAACGACUUAGACACCCCCUCCAGAGAUGAAUGUUGCCGACCGCUUGCUUCUCUAGUUAUACCAACUUUAGUAACGACCGCAGAAUAGUAAUACACAGCAGUCUGAGGAGCCAUAAACAAACCUCAACCAAAACGCCACAAAUAAUGCUCAGAACAGCACCGAACUUCACCAACAGGACAUAUAGGGUCACAGACAUAGUACUAGACACCAAACAUCUUUUUAACUUUGACUAAUUUCUUUAGUUUAGAGACUAAACACAACUCACCUACUCUCUUCCAGCAGCCGCUUGUUUGUAGCAAGAACUUAGACCAUUACGGACUACAGCGGGGUGUCGCAGCUCAAGGAAGAACAUUUAUGAUCAUUUCUUUAUCAUUUCCUUGAAGUAAUAAUCACCAUAUUAAUCAUUUUGCACUGCAGACACAGUAGUUCUUCUGUCUUAGCUUUUCAGUCUGAUUGUAUUUCCAUGAAGAAAUGAUCAUAAAUGUUCUUUCUUGAGCUGCGACACCCCGCUGUAGUCCGUAAUGGACUGGCCUGAGGUCUCGCUACAAACAAGCUGCUGCUGGAUGAGAGUAGGUGAGUUGUGUUUAGUCUCUUUGCUAAAGAAAUGAGUCAAAGUUAAAAAGAUGUUUGGUGUCUAGUACUAUGGCUGGGACCCUGUAUGUCCUGUUGAUGAAGUUCGGUGCUGUUCUGAACAUUAUUUGCAGCUAUAGAGUGGUGUUCUGGUUGAGGUUUGUUUAUGGCUCCUCAGACUGCUGUGUAUUGCUAUCGUGUGGUCGGUACUAAAGUUGGUAUAAUUAGAGAAGCAAGCAGUCGGCAACAUUCAUCUCUGGAGGGGGUGUCUAACUCGGUGUUACGAUGGGUUUGCCCCUAAAUUAAUUUUACGUCAGAAUAUCCCUUUAAGGAUCAACUUUAAAACCGUUAUUUCUUUUAUUUAAACAAACCGUGAUAUUGGCGUGUGCGUAUGCUGUAUUUAGCCAUUUUUAAGCCCAAAUUUCAAUUAAAUGAUUCACAGUUUGUUACUACUCCUGAAAGCGACUUUUACCUAAAGCUGGGCGAUUGAUUGGAUUUUAAUUCUGAUCAUUAGGUGGAGAGAGGAGAGCAAGCAGAGGAGCAAGAGGAUGCAGGUGUGUGUGUGUCUGAAAAGCAAAGGGACAGAAUGAGCUUAUAAUGACAAUGAUGAUGAUGAUGCACUGUUGCAAAAGUCUCCUUUUUUAUUCAUCCAACUGGCUGUGGAGAAACCAAAAACUAUUUCACAUCCUGAGGUUCGACGAUUUAGAGAAGCGAGAAAAAGCAGGGAGAGGAAUCAGGGCGGAAAAUAUCGACCUGCUCUGAAUAUUCAGAAAAAAGGUCAGGACAUAUUCAGAGGACGAGGACAGACCUCAGGCCUCUCAGUCUGAGAGAAAUAUUCAGUCUGUGUGUGUGUGUGUGUGUGUGAGAGAGAGUGUGUGUGUGUGUGUGUGUGCAGGCAGACGGCGAGAGUUGGAGAAUCAUGACUUGACUUUUAACACCUAUUAUCUAAACUGUAAGCAGAGGCCUCCAUUUCCUCUGGAUCAGGGCGCCAUUUAAGACUCAUUAAAGAGAGGCCUGCAUAUGUGUGUGUGUUUGUGUGUGUGUGUGUGUUUGUGUGUGUUUGUACUGACUCUCUAACAAGCCAGUAAGAGGAGCAGACACGCCGCAGCAAGAAAACACCAGCUGAUAACAACAACACCAGGCGAUCUCAGACAACACGCGGCCUCUAAGCAGCUUUUCUUUGCAGCCAAAAUAAAAAUAUUUGCAAGAAAUCCACCAGAAAUGUUGUUCAAAGGCUCAGCGCGGGGAUUUAUAGGUUUGGAAGUUUUUAUUCAUGCAUAAGUAAUCUGUGCAGGAGCUUAAAACAACCAUAAUAUUCUUAGUCUGGAUAGAAACUGAGUCAGCGGUGAGGGGAAACUAAUUUGCAUGAGACUUAAUAGCCGUAUCAGAAAAGACUCGAAUCAUUACAACGGUUUCCAUCCCCGUGUGCAGCUGUGUGUUUUUGUUGCUUCAAACACGACCUGCCUCCUCUCUCCUCCACUCUCAGACCCCCACAGGACUACCCGGGCACUCAGGUCGAAAACAAAAACACAAAAAAGGGAGAGAGGAAGAACCGCAGGCGUGUUCUUUGUUCGGCGGCGGCUCUUAGCCUUCUGUCCAUUUUGUGCUCUUAGUGAGGACAGGUAGUUAAACUGUCUUGGCGAACUAAAGAACUACCAGCUGCUUUCAGCAUCCAGCAAACAGAUGCUUAGGAAACAAAAAGACUCUGAGUGGUCUCGCCUCUGAUUAUGCAUCGUUUUAUGCCUUUGUAUAAUGUAAACAGGUGUUUCUAUAUAACUCAUGAAUAGUAAAAUAAGCUAUAAGGACUGUAAACGUGGCUGUAAACGUGUUUAUUUCUGCUGUUAAGUUCGACAUUAUAGGUAUGAACUGGUAUUUUAGAGACAGCCUAGUGGACACUGGAGGAACUGCAGUUUUUAUUUAAUGGUGAAGGUCUAUAGGGUAAGGUUUUAUUUUAGUGGGGAUAACGUGAUUGUUUAAUGGGAUCUCAAAGGUAAUGGGAAAAAUAUCAUUAUGACAUUAUUCAAUAUGAUGUUAUUUCAGGAUUACAGGUGCCAAAUAUCCAUAUUCUAAGUAGAUCAUGGUUACAUAUCAUAACCUAUUGUAUCGUAUCAUAUUUUUCACUUCAUAUUAUAUCACGUUAUAUCGUAUAUCCGACAUAAUACAUCAUAUCAUAUCACAUUGUAUCAUAUCGUAUGAUAUCUUAUCAUACAUCAUAUCAUGUCACAUUAAAUCAUAUCAUGUCACGUUAUAUCAUAUCGUAUGAUAUUGUAUGUUAUCAUAUCAUAUCACAUUUUAUCAUAUGACAUAUCAUAUCACAUCAAAUCAUAUCAUAUCAUAUAUCAUAUAUCACGUAUCAUGAUAUCAUAUCAUGUCACAUUAUAUCAUAUCACAUCAUAUCAUCUAUCAUAUGUCAUAUCAAAUCAUGUCAUGUCACAUUGUAUCAUAUCUCGAAUAUCUUAUUAUUGGAUCUUUGUCUAGUCUAGCUUAGUAUCAAAUUUUAUCAUAAAAAUUUAUAUUGGUUAAUAUUACUUUUGUAUCAUGUUUCACUGUAUCAUAAGUCAGUGUAUUGUAUAACACUGCACUAUCAUGUGUACCAUUCCAUCUUAUGCUAAUAUAUUAGACCGUACUGUCAUAUUUUACUGCAUCGUCUCAUAUUUAACAUGAUUUAUCGUCUCAUCUCAUAUCUAAUUUUGCCAUUUUGUAUCGAUUUGCAUUGUAUCAUAUCGUAUCCAAAUGUAUCGAUUGACAUCAAAUUGUAUUGUAAUGUAUCAUAGGGGGUGAAUCGUGGAGUAUCGAAUCGGCGGGGAGUCAAUGUAUCGCAAAUUAUAUCGUAUCGUUGCAUCGAGAUGGGUAUCUUAUCACCACAGUAAUGGAGAUGCACAUCCCUAAUCUAUAUACAUAUAUAUUAUCUCAUAUCAUAUUCUCUUCCAUCGUAUCCUGCUGUGUUGGAUCAUAUCCUAUCAUAUAUGAUGGUCAUAUAUUAUAUUGUAUUGUAUCAUAUAUCAUCAUUACUCUCAUAUGACACUGUUUUGUGAGGUUUGAGGGGAUUUCCAUUCUCAUUAAUUCAUGUAUACAAAAGAAAAUUAAGGUCAAGUGAAAAGCUGCCGCCCUGAUGGACCCAGAAUCCAGGUUUUUCAGGAUACGAGUGCUUGUAAUAAUAUUUGGAUCGCAUUUUAACACCCUGUUGUGUCAGAUCUGAGGUUUAAUUGUCUUGUUAGUAACAAACCGAACUGCCAGCAGGCCCCGGUGACCCGACUCGCUUUAGUGAGACUUCCCUGGAGGUCAAUUACUUCCUGCUCGGCCUCUGCGUCAGACUCCAGAACGAACCUGGAAGCGGUCUUUGUGUCCCUCUGAUCUGUUCAGCAUGAAUAAAACAUCAGAGCCCUUAUCGUCACGCUGCACUCUCUGCUUCCCAGGUGAAGAUUAGUCUGCCGCAACAGCUGAUGGAGCCAAACGAGCAGAGCGUCUGCUGGAGGCCUCCGGGCCGCUCUGUCAGACACUUUGCUCUGCCUUCCAGGAAAUAAAAAAAAAACACUCACAAAAACUGGACAAAUUAGUCCUCCGUCACAGGGGAAGAGAAGGAGGAGGAGGAAGAAGAAGAAGAGGAGGAAGAAGGCAGGGUGGUAAUUAGACAGCAGGUUGUUCUGCAGCAUCUGCUCAACAUCACUGUCGCAGCUGAAGGAUCAAAUCUCUGCAACCUCAUUUCUUAUCUUGGUUUACUCGGGCUGCUGUUUGAGCUCUGUCACAUUUUCUCUCCCUUUCAUUAGAUGUUUGUUCAGCAGCUUUGAGGACAGUGCCAGGGAAAGCUCUUCAGUUUGGAGUGGUGUUGGUGUUUGAAAGUAUUGACAAUUUCUAACCGACGAAAAACACACACAAUCGCUCUCAGAAAAUUACAACUGAACACGCUUUGGCAUUGAGAUUAUUUCACCUUCGUUAAAGAAGUUAAAACUUUUUCUACUCAAUUAGACCCCCUUAAAAAAAGAUUAGACACAAAGUUUAAUUAUCGGGUUUUAAAUGUGCACCAUAUUUACCGCAAAAGCGUCUCUGCGUCCUGUGAGGCAGCGAGGAGGUGGAGGAGGAGGCGGUCGGGAGGUUUCAUGUUUUAUUCAAAGCGAACAAAGAAAAGCUCUUCACACAGGAGCUCAUCCAGCUGCUGCGGUCAGGAGGUUUAAAAUAGAUCCAGGAACAAAUGGACAACAGGAGCCGAGCCGCUCGGAGCGUUUAGUCUUCAUUAGAGUGAGCAGAACUCCGAUUCAUCUUCAUAUUUUAACACCGUGGGAGCUCCUCUGGGGGAUCUGACAAUCUCACGCUCUGAACUUAAAAUUGAUAACUGACCAGGACGAGUGCGAUGUGGAGUAAGCGGUGAGGAGGCCGUGAUGGAAGGCAGAGAAGAGAGACACACAGGAGGCAGUAGGGAACGUAACCUCAACUGCAAACAAACAAAAAUGGCGCCUUUCUUCCUGUUUUUACAAGAUGUGUUUAUACGUGUUUUUACAGCCUUAUGUUUUAUUCACACCUUCACAAAAACGUAUUUUAAUGCCUGUUUGUUACUUUAAAGGAUAUGAUACUGAUCGGUUAUUAAAUCUAUAAAAUUCUUGACAACUUUUUCUAAAUUUAGCCCAAAGUUCUUGAACGAAGCACUUCAAAUCAUCAAACAUUUGCAGCUGCUCUAAAGAGCUCCUCAGUUGCUCUGAUUUUGGCGCCCCCUGCUGACAAAGUCCUUGUUAUGUUAGCGUCUAUUUCAGUCUCAUUGUCCUUAAUAUAAACAGACACUCUUGUUGCUUACUGUCUGAUUAGUGUUUCAUCGCCACUAAAACUCCUCACUGCAGCUUUAAUCGUCGUCAUGUUUGUUUCUAAUAAGAAACGUCAGAAAAGUGACUCUUCGUAAACGAACGUUGCUCCUUCACUCAGCAUGUGUUCCUGAUGGUUUUCACUCUGUAUUCGGCUCCAAAUCCCGCUCAGCGAAACUAGAUCAUGUGUGUCUCUGAGCGUGAUGCCGAUUUGAAGUCCCAUCAUGCAUCAGCGAUGGCGGUAUUUUACAUGAAUGUCACGCUGCCUCCGUCUCCUGUUUCACGUCUCUGCUGCGGAGGAUAUAGUCCUCUGCUGUAACAAAGCUGAAUCGAUAUGACACAGAAGCAGACGCUCUCACCUCACUGUGAAAUGAAGAACCUCAGUGUGUGUGUGUGUGUGUGUGUGUGUGUGUGGGAGAGAGAGAGGUGAAUUAAAGUGCACCUCUGAUUGAAUCUGCAUCUGUGACUCUGAAAUGUUUUGCAGAUUUUAUUGAGAAACUAAAAAAAUCUGGUUUUGAAAUAUGACCAUAAACUCUAACUGAGCUACGGUUUUGAAAAUGAGGCCGACGGAUUUAAGAGGUUCUCCGACAAAAGUGACCAUGAGCUGUAAUAAGAUACUUAAAAAUGCCCUUUAGCUGAGCUGAAUGUUAAGACUGUAGCUGCACGAAUUAAAAACAAAAUUUAUUAUGUCAAAAGCAAACUUCUGUAUAUCAAAGUUUCUGUGAGGAAGUGAAAUUUGGGUCAAGUUUGGUGCCCCCUGUGGACAAAGUAGUCCUUGCAUAUCGUGUCCUCUAAAUGCUUAAGUAGUAAAAAUCUCCUCCUGACUUUUGACAUUCAAAUGUUUAAUUUACUUUGAAAUUUUUAGUUAUUAGUUAUAAAAACAUGUUUGUUUUUAAAGUUGCUUGGCUAAAACUUAAUCAUCAGUCUUUUAUUUUUAUCUUUUAUAUCCAGGCUGUAAAAUAGUUAUUUUUUGUUUUUUUGGCUUGGUGUGUAUGUGCUCUCUUGGGCUUCUGCAGCCAGCCUCUAGUGGACACUCAGGAAAUUGCAGUUACUAGGACUUUCAGCUCAGGGCUCGACAGUGCAACCAUGCGACUGAAAAUAGAUGUGUGCGAAUUGUAAAAUGUAUUUGGGGUCAUGUGCGCAUUAAAAAAAAAUCAGCCGAAGCGACAAAUGUUUUUUUCAUGUAAAUGUCGCCGUGAAGUUGGUUUUAGGUUGGAUAUUCAACGGACAUUCACUGCGCUGCUAAGACGCUGCUAAAUACAAGGGACUGACCAAUUUUAGCCCGUUUGAGACUAAUCGGUAAUCGGCCAAAACUCGCAGAUUUUUGCCGAUAUUUUCAGAAAUAAAGUGAAGAGAAUAAGAUUCGGUUUCACUUUGAAAAUUUUGCAAUAUUUGAAAAGUUCCCCGACUUAUCCUGUAGAUGGCGCAGCGACCUCAUGACAAUCUUCAGUAGCCUACUGUAUAUCUACAGUAUAUAUAUAUAUAUAUAUUUUCAUAACUUCAUAGAAAAAUUAAAAAAAUCGUCCGAUUAAUUGGUAAUCGGAUAUUUUUCCCCCCCUAAUAAUCAGUUAGUUAGUUAGUUAGUUUGUCUAACUUUAGCAGUAAAUGUUGAAUUCGUUGAUGUUCUGUUGCGGCGCCCUGAAUCAAAUCAAAUCAGCUGGUGACUGCGGUGUGACACAGCCUCUCCUGUGUGUCUGUCUUUGUGGAGCAGCAGUGAUGAAAGGGUUAAAGGCUGCGGGCAGGUCGAAGGCCUCAGAGCAGCAGACAGAAGAUGAAGUAUUGACGUCCAUCCCUCCUGGAGACAGGGCUGCAGUGCAGGAGGGGGGGAGUUAGAUAACAAGCCAGGGGGGGGCGGGAAGGUGUGAGGGGGCGGAGGGGGGGUGAGGCUGGGUGGCCAUGACGACCGGGUCGGGCACAAGGGGAUUUGGAAGGUGGAUGUGCCUCCGGGCGGUGACUGCUGCUACGCUCCGUCAGCUCCUUUAGUUCUGCUCCGAUCCAAAAGAGGGAAUUAUGUGCAUCUCAAAUCCCCGUUUCUGCUGUAAAAUGUAUGAGGGCGAGGAACCUGAACGCAGCACAGCCGGGGUCGACGACAAACACACUCUGAGAUAAAUCAACAGAGCCAGAGUGCAGCUCCUGAGAUAACACGGCGUGGACACACACACACACACACACACACACACUCUCACUCUCUCUCAUUUGCAUGUGUUUGUGUUCGGCGGAGGUUUAAAGACUUGUCGUUCGGUAUAAUCCUAAAUUGUUUGGCUGUUAGGAGUUUGGCUUUCCUGCAAACAAGAAACAAAAAACACUCUGUUGCACACACACACAAACACACACUCAUACACACACACACAUGCAGAGGGGGGGUGCAGGCCUCCAGGCUGAGAGCUGCUGCUGAUGGAUGUUGCUGCAGGUUGGACUUAAUUAGCCAUGAACGGCCUGCAGCAGCUCGGGCUGAAGAGGUUCUCUCGAACACGCCAGGAUUUGGUGGUUUGCAGGUCAGUGUUUGUCGAGGUUGAAGUGAGACUUACCGCGCUGACUCGAGUGUAAGACGGGUUGUUUUUCUUCUCAAAGUUAAUCUGAAAAAGGGGAAUUGUUUCAUACUCGCAGUUUCAGCUCCCAGACGGCUGUCGAACAAAGAGUCUGGGUGUGUAAAAUGUCGUUAAAGACGGAUUUUGAUGGUUUGAGAAACCUUUCGACUAGGGCUGGGCGAUACGGGAAAAAGUUUAUCCUGAUAUAUUCUUUCAUGUCAGUCGAUAUCGAUGUAUAUCACGAUGUAAUGAAAUUUAACAGGGUUCACCUUCACAUCCUGGGUUUAUUGUGUGUAAAUGCCAGAAGUAAGUAUUAUGCUGUUUUACUGUCCAAGUUGGCGCCAUCGCUAAACUGUCCUCCCUCGGGUCCUGGACUAUGUCACUUUAUCCUCGUUGUAGAAGUCCUGCAAACAUUGUGUUUGCUGGUAGUCUGUUGGCAUCUACAGUAGCACCAAUGCUGUUUACUUUCACGUUGACUGGACCCCAUUUGUAAUUAUCUGAAGCGAUACGAGCGAGCAGGAGCGUCUGUUUGUGGGCGGUGCUUUCUGGAGCGGUAGAGUUUACAUUCAAGAUUUCUCCCAAAAACUGACCCUCAGAUCCUGACUACCCUAGUCUUUCUCCUGGUCUUCCUGGUCUUCCUGGUCUCACUGGCUCAGAUCUCCAGGUCCUCGUCUCCUUCAGCUGCUCAGCUUUAGAGGGAUUUUUGCGGCCAAUGGCGGCCAUUUUUAGGAGGAGGGGAGGUCCGCAAACAGUAAUUACAGGCCAUUACACGGCUCUUCAAAGACCACUCAGCUGUGACAGUUACACACACACACACACACACACACACACACACACACACAUACACAUAUCCACGCACACACGCAGAGUGAAGCGGGAAUCGGAGGCUUUUAUCUCCAGGAAAAUGUGGAUAAUUUAAGUCGGCCGCACAUUUUCUGAGGCGUGGAGGCCUGUCAUUAUCAGACAUGACUCCCCCUACAAGCUGACAGCACAACACUGAACAUUGUUAGUGAGUGUGUGUGUGUUUGGUGUGUGUGUGUGACAGAGAUUUGUCCUCAGACGUGCCCUGCUUCAGAUAAUACCCUCUGUAAAAAGUCGCUUUGUGGUAUUUUAGGACCAAAUCAGCCGUUAAGCUUUAAAGAGCAAAACUGAUGCAGGAUAAGAAAUGAGUCUGAAAAUUAAAAAGCAGCAGGAUUCACCUCUGAGGGAAAUAUUUUAAAAUAACACGCCACUCUUGGGUUCUGGUUUGGCGCCCCACGUACAGAGGCUAAAAUAAGAAAGGGCGACUCACUGGGUCAUCACUACCUUAUCGCAUCAUUUCUUAUAUUAGGGGUAACUUUUUUUAUUUCCGAUACAAUUCCGAUAUUGUAGCCUUCAGUAUUGGCCGAUACAGAUAUUGAUCCGAUAUUAGCACAAACUUGUGCGUGACAAGUUUUGCACUCAGCUGCCACAUCUUUUUCAGACUCAGACAAAAAACACAGCCGACAUCACUCCUACUCCUUUCUAUUUUUUUGUUAGUUCCUCAGUUCUCACUGUUGUUGUGACUAUGAGGGCUCCCCCUGGUGGAUCUGGGCACUGCUAGAUAGAGGUUCUGGAGCGGAGUCUGGGAUGGACUGCUUGUAUCGGAGAUUUUCGAUGCAGGACGAUAUUAAUCGAAAUCGGAUAUUAAUAUCAGAUCGGGACAUCCUUAUUGUAACAAAACCUAAUGUAUAGUUUGUAUCAUAGCUUACUGUGUCGUAUCAUAUUGUAUGGUAUUGAAUAAUAUUGUAUUGUGUCAUAUAUCAUAUUGUAACAUUAUGUAACAUGACAUAACAAAACCUUAAUGCAAGUAAUGUAUCAUAUUAAAUUGCAUUGUAACGCACUCAAAUUCGAUCAUACUGUAUCUUAUAUCAUAUUGUAACAUAAUGUAACGAAACCAGAGUAAUAGAACGGAACAAAGUGUAACAUAUUAUAUCGUAGUGUAUCGUUUCAUAACGUAUCAUAUCAUAUUAUUGUUAUCCUAAUCCAUGUAAUCUCCUAUGGUGUCCUAGAACCAUCACAUCAUAUUUGUAUCCAGCUGUAUAAAAAUCUAAUCUAAUGGUAUCAUUUCUUAUUCAGUGUAUCGUAUGAUUAUGUUAAAUUUAAUCAAACUAAUUACACUAUUUUGUAAGAUGUCGUAUCAAGUCAUAUUCAGUUGUUUGUGUCCUGUCAUAUUGUCUAGUAUAGUACCCAGCCUCUCCUGUCAUGUCUUAUCUUUCGUUUUCUGAUCUCAUCUUACUGUUUCUCAUCAGAUAGUCUCAGAUAUCUCGUUUGUGAAACUGCACUGACCUCAUGUCUGUGGAAGAUGAUUUUAUCAGCCUCUCUCUGCGUUGAGUCCUCAGUCUGCUGUGUCAUCCUGCUGAAUCUGAUGAGAUUUUCUCUUUGACUUCUCCUUCUAUGUUUAUAUUCUCAGACAUUUACUUUAUUGUGUUGUUGGCGUUGAGUUAAUUCAUCGCUGUAAACUCGUCUAAAGCUCCGGCUGGUUUCAGGAGUUAUAAUCUCUCCUUUGACCAACAGUCAGAAAUCUUUCUUCUUUAAUUACUUUGGAUUGAAGAUGAUUGGGUCAUCAGUUAAAACUGACUUCACUUCUCUGCAAACCCCCAAAUCUCCCCCCUGAGGAUUAUCCCAUGACAGAUUCAUGCGCUCCCCUGAUCCGAGAGUCUUCCCGUUAUUUCCCAGGUGUUAACUUCCUCGUUCACCUGUGGCUUCUGGGGCAUGAAGCCUCGCCGCUCCCUCUGAUGAACAAUCACCUCCACUGUUGUUUUUUCUUAUGUGUCCGCCGUAUUUCCCCCCGCAGCAGCUCUUCUCUCUGUCUGUGUUUAUUGUUCAUAAACUCGUAAAACCGUCAGCUUUUUAUUCAGAGUGAAAGUCUGAUCGGCGCGCAGAUGUCGGAUUUUACAGCUGGUACUUGUGGAGGUGCUGAGGGUCUGAUUCACUUUAUUGAUCUUCCUGCUCGGCAUCUGUCUCCGCGUUUAACCCUUUCCUUUUUUCUUUCUCUCUGUUGUAGAUCUGUCAGAGAAGAAGAGCGACCUGAGGGUGUGCGAUGACUCCACCUGUCGAUACGGAGGCGUCUGCAGGGAUGAUGGAGCUCAGCUCAAAUGUGUUUGCCAGUUCCAGGUAGGAAAAUAUCAAAGUACUUCUGCUCCGUCUGAGUUUUUUUUGUGUUUUGAACGUCAUGAAAAAACUUUUUUCGGGGCUCAGAGCUACGAACCCAUUUUUACUGAUAGACUGAACUCUAACAGGAGGAGGCUGAUAAUUUUCCUGGAUUAUUCCGAUCAGCAAAUUCAUCUAUAAUUGGGAGAAAAAUGAUAAAGUCUGGGCUGAAAGACGAGAGCAGAGACAGGAAAGUGACCAGUCAAAGUGAGUCCACAUAAAGGUUCUUGUUUUUGUCCCUCCAAAACUCAGAUUAUUAUUUUGAGAGUUUGAUUGAAGAGGAAGAGGAUUUUUUUUUUUUUUAAAUACAAAUAUACCAGGGUUCAGUGAAAAAAGCAGCAACUCUGAGCAGAGUUAGACCAGCAACUCCUGUGUUAGGUGAGGUAAAAUUCAUGUUUUUGUGAAUGGAGUCUGGUUAAGUGCUGGUUAAAGCUCCUAUGAGGACUUUUUUACGUCAAUGAAAUUGACUAAAAUUCAUAUUGAUGCCUUUUUAUGAUUUUUAAAAGCAAACAAGACCAUCAGGAACAAGACUGGAUAUUUGUAUAUCCUCGUUUUUAAUGCCUGAAACCGCUGUGAGGGGGUAGGCGUCAGAAAAAAGUUCUGUUUUUACAGUUUUUCGACCAAAAAAUGAACGAAUGAACGACACGUGUCACCCAGUGAAUGAUGCUGUGAUUUCAGCAACAGGGGAGGGGAGGGCCUUAUUCAAUGAAAGAACUCGCCGCUGUGUCACUCACUCGUGUUCUGCACCAGCAGGACGGGGCUCUGAAGCACUGACUGAUUCAGUGAACGAACCUUUUGAACGAAUCCUUUUAAUGAACGGGUUCUAAAAGAACUGUUCUUCCAUCACUAGCGCCAAAGUUUUCACAAACUAAAAGUUACUCAGAGGAGCUUUAAACAAAUGUACAUUCUCUUUAAAACAAUAAAUGUCCAAUUAAACUGAAUUUUAAUUACAUAUUGAAAAACUUUCUCUCUGGUACGGCGGACAUCUGGGCUUAAGAAGCCGAUUUAAAAUAAACAAACUUUGUUUGCAGACAGUAAAGGCAGCAGACAGCAGAUCAAACCUGACAGCUGUUAGUUUAUAUUCUGCUCUUAUGUUUGGAAAAAUGGAGUUUGAUAACGACUCGGACAGAAAUUUCUGCCAUGUUGUGAAAACUUCAGCGUUUUUCUUUUUCAUGAAUGAAUUAAAUUCAAUCUGAAACCUGUUUUUGUUACUGCAGUGUGCAGGUAAUGAUAACUUUUGUUAUUCUUAUUCUGAUUUCAUUAUUAUAUUAUAUUAAAUGCACAAAAACAAACUCAACAUGAUAUCGGCACUUUUAUCGGCUAAUGCUCUGUAAUAUCGGCCAAUGAAAAACCGAUAUCAGUCGACCACUUCACCCUCCACUAAGGGGUCAUAAAGCCUACUUUAUUAAAUAAAUCAUUAAUGCAUGGAUUAAAAUAAACAUAUCAUUAAUUCCUGUUAGUGUCACUUCUGAUAAACCCACCAUGACUUAAUUCAGCGACUCCGUCUUUAAAUACAGCGUAGAGCUUCACUUACACCCCACACAUGUGCUCAGCCUCUUGGCUCAGAUAUAAGAUCUUUAUAUUCCUUUAAAUAUUCAUAAUAUUGUGAAACAUUAAGUAUUACUUAUGGUUUAAUAUUGAGGAAAGGAGUAAAGUCAUUUUAAUUGCAUCAUUAUUGUUCCCACUGUGUUUUUUUAACAUUAACAACAGCGAUAUCAAACGCAUCAGUGCAGCGGGGAAAUUACAGGAUAACAUGAGGAAAAAAAAAACACAAAAUGAAGCUAAUUAAGGGUAAUGGUGCAGUUUAAAUAUUUACACUCCUUUCAUCAGCAGGAGAAAUAUCUUAUCUCUUUAAUAUUGUUAAAUUUUGUAGGAAAAGUUGUGAAUAUUUAUAAAGAGAUGAAGUUUUUAUGUUUUAUUACGGGGCAAAGCUAAGUCAUGGUCAUAAAAACUGCUUGUAUUUCCAGUUAAUGUGGUUCACACCAACUUUUAAUGAUGUAACAGUGAAUUAAAGUUCCUUUAACUGAUGAAUCAUUAAAGAUGAAACCAUUAGAUGAAAGCAUGAGGACUCCAUCACUCGUUAACGGUGAGCAAAAGUGUUAAAUGAUACAUCUGAUAUUAAUUCAUGCGUUGAAUAAUCACGGCUCAUGCAUCACUUAGAAGUGAAAUUAGAAAUACAAUUUUCACCCGUAUUUGUACGUGUUACUGCCCUUCUCUAGAGGGAUCCUUUUUUAAUAUUUUGCAGAGCAUAACAGCCUGCAGGACUUUAAAUAUACUUUAACCCAGAAGUGAGAGUUAAUAAGAAUAAACGGCUAAUCCGAGCGGACUUGACAUUCAGUGUUAAAUGAAGCAGGAAGUGACGCCCUUUUAAGGCCGUGCUGGCUCAUAGAUCUGCAAAGUUGCUUUGACUCUCCGUAGUUUAUGGACCAGGAGAGAUAAAGAGGUUCCCCCGGGGUUGCCUCCUAAAGUUUGAUGAAUCAGAUAAUUAGUCCUGAGGACCUGUGGCCGACUGACUUUCUGUGAUCAUGAACUCUGCGUGUUUUACUCUGCAGAGGAGAAGGACCACCUCAGUUCAAAGGUCAGCAUCCUUGAUAAUGUAGGGAUGUAUAUAUAUAUAAGCAGAGUGGGAGCUUGUCAACAGGUAAGGCAGGCAGUUGCAUGGGGCCCCAGGACACUAAGGGGCCCCCAAAGGCUGAUGAACCCCAGUCUUAUAUUCGUAGGCCUGUCGCGAUAAUCAAUAAAUCGCCUUAUCGCUCGGUAAAUAAAAACGAGGUCGGUCAUUUUGCCAGCCUCGAUAAUUAACGUGCGUUUGUUUUCCUCCUCUCUCGCUACCAAACACGCUGGAUGAGAGAAGAGGUCUCACUCUGCGCAUUUUUCUCGGCACCUGGGGGCGUUGGCUCUAUAGCAGAAUGAACGAAGUGAGUGAACCCUCCUGUCAGUCAUUCAGUGUCUUUGUCACGAGGGGGCUGGCGCGCACAGGCACACAGACACAGACUUUUUGGAUACAGUGCUGCUAGUGAGCGUCGUGAGUGAAAAGCAAGCUAACAGAAUGAACACGACAGCUUUGGUGUCUAAACCGAACGCAACAGCCCAAGUGUGGGAAUAUUUCGGCUUUAAACCAGUUUUGUUUUCGUCAACCACAAAACUCCACGUGUGUGUGUGCGCGCGCGUGUGUGUCUGUGUGUUGGAGGAGCACAGCAGGCUGAUGAGAGCUGUCAGAGCGGACUGAAGCUGCUGCUAUAUGUUUAGCGUUUAACUGACUGAGUUUUGCAACUCUGUUCGUCAUUUUCGUCUCGUCCCAUCAACGUAAACGCACUUUCGUCUCGUCACAUUUUAGUCAUCUCCGACUUAUGUUUAGCUCGUCAACGUAACGUCUUCGUUGUGGGUGAAAUUAAAGUUUAUCACUUUUGACAUGGUGUACUCGCAUUAUUAUGCCAUAUAAUAUCAUUAUCUAUAAUUUAAAAAACGGUGUCAAUAAUAUCGUUUAUCGGCGAUAAUUUGUAGCACAAUUAUCGUCCAGCAAAAUUUGUUAUCGUGACAGGCCUAUAUAUUCGGAUAAGGCAAGCGCUAAAAUAACUUUCGUAGAUGUAGCCAUCUUGUUUCCGCCUCUGAUUUUGCUUUUUUCUGACUUGGUAACUGAAACGGUGGGAACUCAGGUGUGACGUCAUCUUCAGCUCGGACGUCUGACUUUGCGUUUGUAAGGUACAAUACUAAAAUUUCACCGAAGUAAACAGAACACUGGUUAGGUUGGGAUUUGGACGGAAAAAAAACGCUAACCCCCUCGUGGCGGGGCUUACUGACACGUCUCCAUAAAUGCUGACAACUUUUGCUUCCAUCCAGACUUUGCCCGUUUCAGGGAAAACCUUAUUUUUCAGUUAGGACCUUAUUCUAGCAAAACAAUACCAAAACACAAUCUGCAAACGUUACAACAGCAUGGCUCUGUAGUAGAAGAGUCCAGGUCCUAAACUUCCCAUACGUACUUGUAAAGUUGUCUUUGUUUUUUAAUCAACAUUUUACACACUGUCAAAUCUCUGUAGGAUUUAGGAUUGUAAUUAUGCUCGUUGAUUUAAUUUAAUCUUAUCUAGUACAAAAGAAGAAGGUCCAGCAGACUUAAUACAGCUCUUCUAAAAUAAAAUAGAAACAUCUAGUCUGUCAGAGUUUUAUGACCGCUGAACUUGUUGCACAUCAGACUCCAAACAAAGGAACCGUUUGUGUUUGGAUAAUUAUUUUUAUGAAAAGCUCAAUAUUUCCAACCUCAGACAAACUGGAGUCUGUUUUUAACGGGCAUUAAAGUGCUAAUAAGUUUGGAAACGCUUCAACACAGACUCACUUUGUGUCAUCUGGGAACGACACGAGUCUUACUCCCGAGCGCUGGAGGCGGCAAAGAACUACAAACAAAUCAGGGUUUAUGUGUUAACUUAAGUUGUCUGCUCAGCUGAUGUAGUUUUCACACCAAACGCAGAGAAGAUAAACUUCAUAACCAGCCUGACACGUCUCCCGAUCUUUAAAAGACUCCUCUCAGCUGGAGUUUGGGAUGUGAAGGAGAAAAACUGACAAACCGAGCAGGAGAAUUUCUGACGAUGAUAAGAAAGAGGAGGCCCCGCUGCUCAGUUUCACUCAGACUCAAGACGCCGUCUGAGCCCGUGGACGUGUUUCUGUUCGAUCCCCAGAACCCCCAACUGGAAGAAGUAAAAGUAAAGAUGUUUGAGGAUCAAAACCGGGUGCAGAUAAGGACCAGGUGAAGCUGCUUCUGUUCAGGUUAAGUUAGGCCUGGGCGAUUCGGCAUAAAGAAUGAUCACGAUAUAUUUUGUCAGACCAUUAUGACGACGUGAUUAUUAUCAUGAUUUUUUUUUUGAAUUACCACUUUUAAAGCAUCUAAAGACCAAAGAAACUAGUGAUUAGUUCAACAUUUUAUUAACAUACAAAGUAAAUAACGAAGAAAAUUGAUUAAGAUAAACUUAGAAUAAAAAAAAAAUGAAUAAAAAACUAAAUAAUACAGUGAACUAGUUUACAGUCCUGAGUGUUAAUGCAGGUAUACAAGACCCAAAAUAAACAAAUCGCCCCCUCAGAGAUAAUGAAGACGCCUUAAAAUGUAAACAUAAGAUUAUGUAAACGUAGAUGUUAUGAUUAAUCGCUUUCAUGCUUUCCUCAUAAUCACUCGGGAAGAGCUUCUUCAAAUGAUUAAACAGAUUUGUUGUGUUGCCGGUUUUUGAGGGCAACGACCGCCAACAUUCCUUUAACAUCGACGUCACUUUGGAGAUACCCGAACCACCGCCACAUAACCGACGUUGAAUAACUUCUUAACAAUAAGAUCUUCGGAGGAUGACUCAAAGUCACGGUUGACAUCUGUUUUGCUGCCUUCAGCUCCGCGUUUAGCGCCAUGUUCGGUCAUCCUGUUUAGAUCUCCAGCAAUGUACAGCAGUGAGCAGGAAAAGCUCGACUCUGAUUGGCACAUUUCCGCUCCAUUUGAUUGAGUAAAUAUACUCACAGCUGAUCUCCGUGGUUGAACUGAAAUUUAUCACGAUCAUAUAAUCCCCAGUCCUCGGUUAAGCUUUGUAAAACAAAGUCACGGUGUGCGCUCAGAAAGUCGUGUCAGUUUGUUGUGCUGCUGCUGUAUUUUAGCAUGAAGAUAUCUGUUUAUAUCGACGAAUAAAUCAAAGUCAGAUGUCAUCUUAAUGGAUUUGGUUCUGUCUGCUUUUGCUCUCAAUACAAGCUGUUAUUCCUGCGGACACCAAAAACUCCUGAUUGGUCAAUACUGUGAAUCGAACCGACCAAAACCAGAACCCUGCCCUAGUUAAAACACACUACACUGAGUACUGAAGUUCAGAAGCAGAGCAUACGUGCACUCGUAGUAAAUCUGUGAGUUUGUGCAGUCUGCGCCGGCUGGGCAGAGGUCAGCGGGGUCAGCUCUGCAGGGGGGCUCCUGCUAAAUGAUUGAUGGCUGUGAGUUAAUAGAAUAUGGAUUGCUGAACAUUGAUAUGUGUCCUUGGCAGCUUCAGUGUGUGUCUGACAGCAGAGUCAAGUUAAUUUGUGUUAACCUUCAUGCAGAGUAAAUUAAACUCCUCAAACUGCUCCUCCGUUUACAUCAUUUUUAUCCUCCCGACACAAAGAUUUAAAUUACUGACAGCUUCAUCUCCUUUCUGCUGGAUUUUCAGAAAUAUAGUAGAAAAAAAAUCAAUGUAUAUUCAGUGUGAGGAGUCUCACUGACCUUUGACCUUGCUGAUAUCACAGUUUUGCUAUUAUUGGACGUUUUAAAUCUACCGAAUAAUUGUUCAGGGACAAAAACAACAACUUUGAGACGGCUGACUUUGAUUGGGAGUGUUUGCAGGGACUGUAAAGCAGCCAUCACAGCCUGUUGCAUCACGUUGCAGUUUGACCCGCGAGCCGAGGUCGCAUCCAGACUUAAUUAACAUUUGAUUGUUGUUUGAUUUCCAGUGCCACAAACACUACGUCCCCGUGUGCGGCUCAAACGGUGACACCUACCAGAACGAGUGCUACAGGCGACAGGCGUCCUGCAAACAACAGCGGCUCAUCUCCCGGGUCUCUGACGGGCCGUGCUCCACCGGUGAGUCUGCAGAAAAAAAACACACACACGGGGUCAGAGUGAUGGAGUCCUGAUAUAACACUGAUUGAUCGUGGGUGGGACAGUGUUCAUCAGAAAGUGAAUAACAGCGCUUCGUUUUGUGGACAUCAGUCAGUGUCUGUUACUGUUUCUGACGUUUAAACGGAGGAAAUAAUUCAGCCGCUGCCUCAUAAAAGGAAACAUAACUUCACUUCUUUUGUGGUCUGAUUAUAUUAAAGGAUGAUUUCACUUUAAUGAACGAGUAGAGAGGGAUCUGGGUCUGAGAAAUGAACUGUUAGGAGAAGAACUGCAGUACCUCUGGUGACCACUAGAGGCUGGCUACAAGUCUGAGUCAGUCUCCAUAGAGCCCCAUGAUAAGAUAUCCAACUUGAAAGCAGGAUUAAACAUGAUAACUGCCUGGUAGAAGUGAGAAAUGAAGUGGAAGGAGAACAACUGCAGUACCUCUGGAGACCACUAGAGGGUAGAGACGAGUGUGAGUUAGUCUCCAUUGAGCCUCAUGUUAAAACAUCCAUCUUUACAGUGGAACUAAACAUGUUUUCAGCUCUGUAUAAAUGAGAAUUUAAGUGUCAGGAGAAGAACUGUAAUACCUACGUUGACCACUAGAGGCUGGAUACAAAUGUGAGUCAGUCCCCAUAGAGCCCUAUUUUAAAAUAUCCAACUUUACAGCAGAAUCAAACAUGUUUUCAGCUCUGUUUAAAUGAGAAUUUAAGUGUCAGGAGAACAACUGUAGUACCUCUGGUGUCCACUAGAGGCUGGCAAUGAGUGUGAGUUAGUCUCCAUAGAGCCCCAUGUUAAGAUGUCCAACUUUAAAGCAGAAUUAAACAUGUUUACAGCCUUGUAGAAGUGAGAAAUGAAGUUUUAGUAAAAGAACUGCAGUACUUCUGGUGACCACUAGAGGCUGGCUACAAGUGCGAGUCAGUCCUCAUAGAGCCCCAUGUUAAAAUAUCCAACUUUAAAGCAGGAUUAAACAUGAUUACUGCCUGUUAUAAAUGAGAAUUUAAGUGAAUGGAGAACAACUGCAGUACCUCUGGUGACCACUAGAGGCUGGCUACAAGUAUAAGUCAGUCUCCAUAGAGCUCCAUGUUAAAAUAACCGACUUUACAGCAGAAUUAAACAUGUUUACAGUGUGGUACAAAGAAACUUUUUUAAUUCAUGACACCUUCACAGGCUGAAUUUAUGUUUUACUAAUUUGGUUUAACGAUAUACAUGUUUAAAUUUGUCCACACAGGCUUCAGUUGAACUGUAAAUAUCAAGGAUCAUAAUGGUUUUGGCGUGUAUUGAUUAGGGACGCUGAUUUCUAAGUGCUUAUUCGAACUUGUCUCCUGCUUUUCUCUCAGGAUCAGGUCAGCUGAUGGCUCUAUAAUGUGCCCAUAAUUGCUUCAUUAAUACUUCGGAUUCUGCGGCGCUCGUCUUCGCCGUCAUUAUACUUUUAAUUGACUGAACACCAAACCGAGCGCUCGUCCUCCGUUCUUUCCCUGAACUCUGCAGAACGUCAUCAGUCCCAUUGAUUUCAGGGAAUGAGCCGGCUAAUCAACCGCGGAUCAAUUUUAAUUAGGAGCGUGGAUGAGAGCCGUUGAAAAUCCUCCCAAAGCUAAAUGGCUCCAAAAGAGGAGUUCGGGGACCCUUCCAGAGGUCCUCCAGAGGUUUCAGAAGGGACUGCAGCGAAACCAGGAUUAGUCUCACUUCUCUUAGCGUCUCUUCAGCAGAGAGAGAGAGAGUCUUUUCUUUAACAACAUCUGAGGAUCCCUGAGAGUUUCUCAUCAGGAAACGUUUGACAUUAAAGAGUUACCAGUCGAGUUUCUGAGAGAGAAACAGCAACAUCACUCUCUUCUGUGUGCGAGAGAGACAAAAUUUUAUUCAGGAGAGUUUGUUCAAAGACAGCGCCGCAGAAAAUCGAAUGUUUUUGUCUAGAAACCUGAUUGACAGACUUUUUUUUUAUCCAUCACAGGAAAUUCAAGCUCACAAACUUGUAAGAUCAGUGUGGCUUUUAAUCCACCUUGUAAGACACUAAUAAAAUCACAUGAGCUGCAUUUGGAUCUAGUGAAUAUUAAGUGUCUUUAGAUGUAAUUAACUGAGAUGCUCUCCAACAGGGGUGUGUCUAGAAGGGUCGGUCAGGGUGGCAUGGGCCCCUUUUGAAAUCUGAUUCACCACCCGACCUAUGAGUGACUUUUUUUUCUUAUCAGAGGCAGGACUAACCGAUUCACGUUUUAAGAUCGCACAUUGUCUAUUCUCUGUACUUUAAAUUUCAGAAAAACAUAAAAAAAUACAUUUAUUACUUGAGAUGGUUGUAGAAGAGGAACUGCGAGCAAACUGGUAAAACACCUCAUUGUUAGGAGUCAAGUAGGUAUGAGUGAUGACGACAAACGAGGUGCUUUUCAUUUGAGUUUGUGCACAGAAAUAGCCACCCCUGCAUGUAUCUGCACCUUAAUCAGUCCACCCCAGUCAAAAAACUCUGUAUGAACUAAACAUGCACCGAUACAUUGGCCGGCCAAUCGAUCAGUGCCGAUUUACUCAAUUUUGGAGGAUCGGUGAUCGGCUGAUCCUUACGUAUGAAACCGAUUUUAUCCACCGAUCUUACCGACCUCAGCAAAGGUCUGAAAGUCAGCCGUUUAGUUUUUCCUGUAGAUUAUUAUUUUACUAACUUCCUCAAAUGUUGUGAUUUCCUUUAUUUGUAAAAGCAAAAUACUGCUGUGUACUUUAUUUUGGUGAAAGGCUCAAACAGGCCUGCAGUCUCAUCUGUUGCGCAAGUAUUUUAAAUUUUUAAAAUGUGGAAAAUAACAGAACUGAAGGAAGUGAUAUAAUUUAGUAGUUUGGACAGAAAUAUUCUCAACUUUUCAUGAAUAUUUGAGAGAACUACCUCAUGUGCAGCUAAAACAAACACAAAAUGUUUGUAUUGUUCCACAAGUAUUGUUUAAUGUUUUUCAUUAAAAUAAGAUUGGAGCAUCGAAGGUGGAUGUUAUCAGUUAUUUAAAAAAAAAAAAAGUAUCGGCCAAAAUCGGUAUCGGCAGAGCUUUUUAAAGAUUGGUGAUCGUCCAGAAAAUUGUGAUUGGUGCACCCCUGAAUGUGUUCGUUGUUCUUCUUGCAGACAGACGUGAAAAAUCAUGACGUUUGAUUUGCAUCAUGAUGGAGUUGUUACGGCGUCCGUACGGCCUUUCCAUUAAAGUUAAUUAACGUUUAAAUCUGUUUAUUUUGGGCUCGGCGUGCUGAAGUCAGCCAGCUAAAUGAGGUGAAACUGCCUCUCAGUGCAGACAGAUGGACGGACCGGCGGUGCAUGAGGACGAUUUUAUUUCCUCAAACCUUCAGGCUUAAUGCUCCACAGAUGGUUGAUCUGCAGCUUUCAAUCAGACUCACGCCGAGGAUGAACCAACAGGUUAGCAUGGUCCCCAUCACACGCCCGGCAGGCUCUCUGGAUCCAGUCGACGGAGAAACAUGUCCUGGAAACUUACAGUAACACCACCCUGUGCUGGUAAUGCGCCGGUCAACUCCAUCUGCAGGGGCAGCAGCCUGAUUUCCCAUGAGGCCCUGUCCGGCGCUCUGCUCUUAUUACCCGUUACACCAGGGAUCCGGCUCUGUGACUCGCCCCCCACUUUCCUCACCUCCCUCCUGUCCUUCUGCAAUUUCCUCUCCUCCAGAUUUAUGCUUCCUGUAAUUGGAGCGUUGGGCGGCAGCGAGCCGAGGCGACGGCUCGGAUAUUCAGCUGAGUUUAUUUUCCCGGGCAGGAGGAGCGAUUCGGCGUCUUUCACAGAACAGACUGUGGGGUCGUGUCGGGAGGGGAAGGCUGAGACCUCCUCCCACAGAUCUGAUCACGGGUCAGGACAGAGACGGUCUGAGUGAGAAACAUCGUCUCAGGGCUCAGGUCUCACUCUGUCAACGUUGGAUUUUUGACUUUCGGGUUUUUGAUGAAAGAGGAGAAGGACAAAAGGACGAGAGUGACGCCUGCAGCAGGAAGAAGAGGACGUGUCUCAUUAUGAGCUUCUUACCUGAAAUAUGAACAACUUUACUCGACUUCAGUUUGACUCCUGUCCUCAUGACUCGACAUGUUUCUCUUAUAGACUGAAUGAAACAUGGAUGUAGUCUCAGUGAUGUAGGAGCUGAGUUUGUUGCCUAUCAUUGGUGGAAAUGCUGACUCAUCCUAACUUCAGGUCCACCUAGCUUGAGACAAAGAGGUGGUGUUAAGACGGGCCUGUGUGUCUCUCUUUAAGUCUAGUCAGCCAUGCCUUUAAUUAUGCAAAAAUUUUAACCCUGUUUUCUUGUAAACCGAUGAGUUCAACAUUAUGGACUACUUUGGGGUGACGCAGCUCAAGGAAGAACAUUUACGAUCAUUAUUUUCUCAUUUCCUUGAAGUAAUAAUCAUCAUAUUAAUCAUUUUGCACUGCAGACAUGGUAGUUCUUCGGCCUUAGCAUCUCGGUCUGAUUGUAUUUCCACGAAGAAACUAGAGAAGCAACAUUUAUCUCUCGAGGGCGUGUCUAACGGUGUUUGACCUUAAAUUAAUUUUACACCAGAAUAUCCCUUUAACCCUCAUUGGUGCAGCGUGUGCAAGUAGAGAAAUAAGAUAUAGAUACUGCCAUAAAAUUUGUAAAGUCGUAAAGUUUGGGUACGCCAUAGCUCUGCAAAACACAGAUUAACACAGAUGCUAAACGAAUCGUUAUCGAUGUGGAGGAACAAAAGACAAAUCCACAAAGUUAGUAAUCCAGACUAACUAGUGUAGCUAUUAUUAGUGUUGUGUAUCCGGUCUUAAUCUCUCUUCCCUGACUCAUAUGGUCUCCUCAUUGGAAGACUAUUGGUACUCGGCUGUAAAGAUGUUUAUUUCUGCUGUUAAGAUCAUUUUCUGAAUGGGUGUGUAUGUGGCUUUCAGAGCUUUUGCUGCCAGCCUCUAGUGGACACUUGGGGAACUGCAGUUUGAGGCUCUACCUGUUUUUGUCUCCAGUGGGUGACCAAUGAAAAUGGAGGUGUUAGAGGACAACAAAGAAGAGGAGAGGUUGUUGUGUGGAAAUAAGAUUCUUGUCCUCAAAGGCCACGGUAGUUUCUGGGAUUUCAACAACAAAUGGGGGUGAGCAAGGGAGCGUUUUAGCCCAAUCUGACUGAAACAUGUUAGUAAAUGUUUGUAUUUCUACACACUGAGCACAGCUUGUCUGAGGCGUUAAAAUGGCGAUGUCCUUUGGUCCUUUGGUUGUUUUCGUUUUCGUGUUUAUGGCCGCUAUAAAAAAAGAGUUUCGACCUCUGAACUGUGAAUUUGACUGGAAACACAUUUUCAGAUUGAGGGAGAGUUGUUUUUGUUUAAAGAGGUUAACCAAACUCUCAACAUUUAGUCAACACCGCACUGACAGAAUCAUUAAUAUCUGCGCUCACUCCCACCAUUUCCGCCUCCUUCCCUCUGAAAAAACAAUCCGAUGGUGACUUUGUAAAGAAGCAGAGCAGCUAAAGGUGAAAUUUAAUUCAACACAGCAGCUGGCGUCCAUUUCUUAAUGCGGCAGCGGUGUGCCAGAACGUCCGAACGCAAUGUCCAUUUCUUAAAUCGAGGGUCGCAGGCCAAGAUUUCUGCAGUCACAGUCCAUUUCCUGAUGGAGCUGCAGAGUCGAGCCAAUCAGCCUCCAGGACAUCUGCUGCACCUGCUCUGAGUUUACUGUGACUGUCAGGGUUAGGGUUAACACAGAGUUACUCAUAAGUCACCUGAUACAUGGUCAAUGGUGGUCUGUGGUGUGGCGCCACCAUGAGGAGUCAUUAAGUAGUGAUGUGGUGAUUAUUUCACAGAUCAAGAAUCGGUGCUGUUGAUAUUUUUAGUUUGGAGGAUCCACCUCAGCUCUUUCUGUGUUUCCAGAUUAGAGAGGACUGGAUCAGGUCUAGACUAGGGCUGGGUGAUAUGUCCUCGAAUCAAUAUCCCGAUAUAUUGAUCAGUUCACCUCGAUAACGAUAAAUGGACGAUAACUACUCCACAAGCUGCUCACCCCCUCCCUCAUUAACUUUGUCUACUUCAGCCGCUCCAACUCUUGAACCGUCCUCCAUCUCCUCACCUGUCUUUCCCUCUUUGUCACAGACUGGAUGGGGUGGAGUCACAUCUACCUACUACCUACUUUUAUUUAUCUAUUAGUUUUGACAUUGAAUGUAUUGACAUGGGCAAAAUGACGUCAGUUAUUGUCAUAAAUUUUAGAUUACAACAGUAUAUUUUCAGUUUAUCGCCCAGCUCUAGUCUAGACCAGCUCUUAUUUUUGCUACUAUAGAUUCUGACUGUAAGUACUGGAACAUUGAGCCCAUUUCCUCGUUCUGUCUGUGUCAUUAACUUUGAAUCAUCAUGUCCCAUUAGAGUCACUAAAACUCAGUCUUUUCUGGGAGUCCCUGAGCUCCAUCAUGGCGUAGGUUCCUCUGAAUCGAUGCUGAAUCUCCUCUCUAAAUCCAGCUCAGUCUCGGCAGAUGACUGUCUAACAUGAGUCUGGUUCUGCUCGAGGUUUCUGCCUGUUAAAGGAACUUCUUCCUCUCCACUGUAACUCUCUCAACGCUGGGAAGUAUUUCACUCAAACGGUUCAAGAUAAGAGUGGGUCUGAUCUUAUCCCGUCUUUACAUUUAUUAAAAGUCUCGAUUGAUACAUUGACGGUAAAUUGAGUCCGAUUAUUUAUCACUCCAGUAAAUAGACCAGACCUUGGGGGAUAAUCCUCUCAGCUUGUUGCGAGCUAAAAGCCUUGGAGCUAACAGGAUUCUGGUAAGAUUUGAAGUAAUAAGAGUUAAGUGCGGAUGAUUUACGGAGGAUUAAAGUGAGGAAAUCCUGCUCCUCCUCCUUGUAUUAUACAAACUUGAACUCUAACAGUCCCCAAACCGCUCGGCGACACUACAGCGUUUCCAUUAAACCUUCCACUCGAGUCCAAACAGACAGAAGUGUAUGUGUUUCCUCUCUGACCCUUUAAUAAACGCGGUUCAUGCUGGUUCAGAAGGUCCUGACUGACUCUCCCUCUUGUGUCCUCACAGAUCCUGGUUCCGGCUCUGGAGACGGAGAUGGUGAGUGUUUUCUGUUUUCUUUUUUUUAAUGGUGUAAAGAUUGAAUUUCCUGCUCCACUUUUGCUCCAGUAAAACUCUGAUCCGUCCCAGCUGAGUCCUUCCCCGCCCUCCACAAACACGAACUUCUUGUCCAGAGGAAGGAGAAGAAGAAGGCGUAAAAUGGCCGGAUGGAGCCUGAACGCAGCGUGCGAGGAUCUUUUCGUGUCGCCCCCCUCCCUCGUCGAGUGUUAACUUGUGUGGUAAAGGUUGCACAGAGGUUUUCAGCUCCACAUUAAGUCCUCCCCGAUGAGCCGUUUGAUGCUUCUGGUCUCAUUGGACUGGAGCUAAAAGGCCUCGGCGCUGCCAAAUUCGGCUACAGAGACAUUUCGUGACCAUCUGUGAGCUACGACCGCGAUGUGUGUUGUGUUGUACGGCUGCUGGAGGGGGGGGUUAAAUUGGAGGCUGCCUCCAGAGGGACGGGAUCGCCACCAUCUGCAUGUGCAGGGGGGUGCGGACCCGGGAGGAUUCUCGCUGAUUCUCCUGCAGGGGACGGACUAACAGAUAAAUAAUUAAACCAGAGUGUCUGUUUGUCUUGUACUCUGCAAACAUGAACACACCUGUCAGCUGGAAACACCUCCGCCCAUCAGGAUCAUGUGAGGCUUGUAAAAGUGUUGGACUGAGUCUGCAGCUCUGAGAGAGAGAGAGAAAACUGAACCAGAACCAAGAGAAACACAUUGUGAUUCUUGUUUUUGGAGAUCUCCGGGCUCCGUGCCAUUUUGGAGCGAGAAUAAGAAACAUGAAACCAUCCAGCAGAGCUCAGCUGUGGAGAGGAAACAGUUUGACUUCAUGUUAUAAGAAAAAAAAGCAUCUUUGUGGGUCCGAUGUAGAAGCAUAAAACAAGGUGAAGGCUUCUGGAUAAAGAAGCUUGAUUUCACACGGACCCCCUCCGACUCAUCGGCGUUAUAAUUUCCCAGAAUGAGACCCUGAUGAGUGACGGGGGGAGCGUAUGGAUGUGGUGAGAGUGUGAGAGCAGCUCGUCUCUGCACAGUCGAACCAAAAACAAAGAGCCUCUCUGCUGCAGAUCCUUGUUGAUCGAUCAGGAGCCUGCGAGCCCCGGCUGAGCGCUCGGUGUUCAAUACAUCCAUACACAGCAGGCCCAUCUGUCAGUCAGCUGGUGCACACACGCAAACACACACAAACACAUAAAAACACACACUCUCCCUCCUUUUCUGGCCAUUUUAAUCCUGUCGUCACUCUUUAAAGUCACAUUUUUCUCACGAUAAGUGAGGAAAUCUGCAGCAGAGUGAGACAGGAGGCCUGUGACGCUCAUUUCUCUUCAGUCUGAGAUCAUAAACUCUCCUGCUUGUCCUGUUUGAUUUGUUAAAGGUGGGGUAGGCAGGAAUCCAGUAAAGAAGCCUCUUUUUUAAUAUCUUUUAAUAUCAGUCAAUAGCUAUUAGUUAUUGAUUAUUUUCUGACCGUAAACAAAGCCGUUCCCAGCCUCCCCAAACCUGACUGGUUGUGAGGAGGACGCAGCUUCCUCAUGUUGUGAGACACGCUCCACAAAUAACUCUCAGGAGCCCAAACAAAGUUAGCGUGUUACAAUAUCGGACAGUAGAAACCAACCAGAAAGUUCGGGAAACACAAACAAGAAAACAAAGUAAAUACCGGAGACUUUGGAGGAAUAACGGGCGCUUAAAAAGGAGGAAGACCGGACAAGAGCUAAAAAAGACGGAUCAACAUAAAUAGUAAAUAAAGUUUAUUUAUAGACGCUUUUCACAGGUAAGAAUCACAAAGGGCAGUAAAAAAACAUAAAAUAAGUGAAAUUGGAUAAACAUGAUAAAAAGAUUAGUACAUAUACAAACACAAAUACGAAGACAGUAAAGAGAAGUAAAAGAGACAAACAAAACCCUGUGAAUUAAAAGCUCGUCUAAGUCUCUUUUAAAAGUUUCCACUGAGUCGAUCAAACGGAGGGAGAGGGGCGGAUCAAUGAUGCAUAAACGAUGGGGGACGCUUGGGGAUCUUGGUGACCCUGUAACCUUUCUGCUGGACAGGUAAACCGCUUUAACAAAGUAAGACAAGUGUCUGUAACAGAAGUGUUUCUUGUCAAACGGACCUGCUGUAGCGUGUUGUAGCGCCAUCGCUAAACUGUCCUCCCUCGGGUCCUGGACUAUGUCACUUUAUCCUCGUUGUAGAAGUCCUGCAAACAUUGUGUUUGCUGGUAGUCUGUUGACAUCUACAGUAGCACCAAUGCUUUUGACUUUCACCUUGACUGGGCCCCAUUUGUAAUGAUCUGAAGUAUUUAUCUGCAUUAUAUCUGAAUUUAAUUGGAACGAUACGAGCGAGCAGGAGCGUCUGUUUGUGGGCGGGGCUUGAGGAAGGGGAGAGGAGGAGCUGAGAGGAAAACUGGUUUGGAGAGUUUACGUUUAAGGUUUCUCCUAAAAACUGUCACUUCCUCAGAUCCUGACUACCCCACCUUGAAUGAACGCUCAUAAAUCUGCACCUUUUGAAGUUCCAGCAGCCGUGAGGCCCUAAAUGAAACGAUUUGACUGAUUUCAGGCGUCAGUUAUUCGAGGGUGGUCGUCACAUGUCCGGCCUUUAACUGUCUGUCGAUAGUGUUAAUCUUUUUCUUUGCUACAUGACAAAAUCACACUUGAUGAACGGGGAUAACGGCUCCCUUGAUGAGAGGCGGCUCUGAAUGAUCCCCACGGCUCCUGUGAUAUUUGAUGUUCUGCUUGUUAUCGCCUCGUCGGCUCUGAACUCGCUCUCUGCUGGGGCAAUGGACGCCGUCAUGCGGCGCGGCAUUAAACGCAUCCCCUGUAAUGAUGAUAACAAUAAUAAUAUCAUAAGAUGAUAAUGCGUCUCUGUUUCCAUUUGGCUUCAGGAGCCUCUUCGCACGCUCGGCUGUGACUGAUAGAAAACGUGCGAGCCGUGUCGUGUGUCGACGGCGCGAACGGUGUCAUCAGUGUUAACGGCACGAUGGCGCUCACCGGCACAGAAACUGAUGUGAGCUGGAGGUUAUUUUAGAAAUGAGAUCAAGUCACUGUUCUGGAAAGGAAUGAAAAAGCAAUAAUGAUAAAAGAUGAUUAGGCUUUUCACGGGUGAAAAAUAUGAGAAUUAAAAGUUGCAGAGUUUGCAAAGCAGAGAGACGGAGUUUAAACGAAUAAAAGGUGCAGCAUGAGAAGUGGGACGAGGGAAAAAAUGACAGAAACCUGUCAGGCGAUGAACUCUGUCAACAGCUGAUUAUACUUUCUGAUUUUGAAAGUCUAUAAUCUUGAUAAUUUUGAUUAUACUUAAGUUUGUUCUCUCAUGUAGUCAAAACUAUGAUUACUCUAAUUUUAUUAUUAUUAUUAUUAUUAUAUCCAUUUAUAUUGUUUGUAUCUUUUUCAGCAUUUUUGUUUAUGUAAAAAUUAAGCAAAAACGAUUUACCUUAUUUGCACUCUUUAUUUCAAAUAAAAAUAUAACUAAAAAUAAAAAAAAAUUAUAAAAAGUCUUAAAAAAUAUAUCCUCGUUUUAAAUUUGAUGCUAGCAGUGUGUCCCUAAAAAAGUUGAGACGGGUGCAAAAACACUUCCAACUAACGAGGCUGAUUUUAUCUUUAUCUUUAUAUGAACAUGAUAAAAAUAAUGAAGUAAAAAACAAAACAAAAAACAAGGCUUUAUGAAAACAAAAUAAUAAUAGUAAUAAUAAUAAUAAUAAUAAAAUAAUAAUAAUAAUAAUAAUAAAUAAUAUUAAAAAGAAGCCGGAUGUUUCAUUUUGUUUCUGUGCCCGACUUCCUUUCCAGCAGGGGUUGAUCUUUGCUGAACUUAUGCUGCGACGUCUAAAAAAAGUAGAGCCCUGGUGAUCGGCUACGGUGGCGAAAGCCAGUGGAAUUUGACAUAUUAACUUGAAUGGAAACGAUAAGGCGUGAUCGGUGCCGACAACCUUUUUGCCACUAUUACGCAUGUGGUGUAAAUUUGUGGUGAGUCUCAGAAGCUGCAGAGAGAUCCACGACUCUGUAAAGACCGUGUGAGCAAAAAGUUCAACAUUUCAGAAUCAGAACCAAACUGGAGAAAUCUGUAAACGUGCAAAAGAGACAACGCCGGAAACUAACGCACUGCAUUAAAAACAGACAUGACUCUGUAGUGGGAUUAACCACAUAGGAUCAAAAUCACCUCUAAAAACUAAAAAACUGAUGGAAAAGUGAUGGACUACAAGGGUGAACACGUCUGCAGCUUCAUUCUUGUCGAAGUUUAAAACAGUAUUGAGUUUUCUUUGUUGGUCUUCAUGUGUUUCAGACGACGAGGGUUCAGGAUCCGACGUUGGGAAGAAGUUCACCAAGUGCAGCACGUGUAAAUACGGAGCCGAGUGCGAUGAAGACUCAGAGGACGUCUGGUGAGUCUUUGACUUGUAAUCUCAGCUGUGAGAAGAAAUGAUUGAAAAGCCGCAAACUUCUGCAGCUGGAGGGUGUUUACUGUAAAACCGCCGCAGCUAAUAAAUAAAAAAAAACAAACAUCUCUCCAACCUGAGGAAACUCUCAGAGAGACAGACAACCCUGUCAGUGUCCUCACCUGGAUCCUGCAGGAGUAAACACCCCCGCCACAACAGAUAAAUCCACCUCAGGUGUUUGUAAAAGUUCAGCGUCACUCAGACAAUGUUCAAAGCAGGAUCCGACCCAAAGACUCGGUCCUUUUCUGAAUGUUUUCCCUCUAUUUCUGAGAUGUUUGGAGAGAUCAUUAUUCUGCUGUUAUCAUCACUCAUGUUUGAGACUCAAAUCGUGAAUUAAUUUGAAAAUAUGAAUCCCAUUCUGACUUGUUUCGUCUAUAAAUCUGAAAAAAAAGUCCCAGAAUGAUUAAAUUCACGUCCCCGAGCGCAGACAUCCAGUGUGUGUUUAAAUUAAUGAGCUGUGUCUUCAUUAGGAAGUCUGUGAAUGUGCUUCAGCUGAUGAUUUAGUGUUGAUGACGAGAGCUGCCGUGCUCAGACUUCAAUCUGCAGACACAAUAUUCACUCCGUCUCCUCCUCUCAGGUGUAUAUGUAACAUCGACUGCAGCGGCCACAAUGAGAACCCGGUGUGCGCCACUGACGGGAACUCCUACAACAACCCCUGUCUGGUUAGAGAGGCGUCGUGCAUGAAGCAGGAGCAGAUCGACGUCAAGCAUCUGGGCAGGUGUCUCGGUAAGUAAGAAAACACGAUCAAACACUCGAGGCUGCAAAAUGGACCAAAUUUAUAUAUCAGCGACCGGAAACCGAUAUUUAUCAUAUCAUAUCAUAUCAUGUCAUAUGUACAUAUAGGGUCCCAGCCAUAGUACUAGCCACAAAAUAUCUUUUUAACUCGGAGAAUAAACACAACUCACCUUCUCCCUUCCAGCAGCCGCUUGUUUAUUACGGGCUACAGCGGGGUGUCGCAGCUCAAGGAAGAACAUUUAUGAUCAUUUCUUUAUCAUUUCCUUGAAGUAAUAAUCAUCAUAUUAAUCAUUUUCACUGCAGACGCUGUAGUUCUUCUGUCUUAGCGUCUCGGUCUGAUUGUAUUUUCAUUAAGAAAUGAUCUUAAAUGUUCUUCCUUGAGCUGCGUCACCCCGCUGUAGUCCGUAAUGGACUGGCCUGAGGUCUCGCUACAAACAAGCGGCUGCUGGAAGAGAGUAGGUGAGUUGUGUUUAGUCUCUUUGCUAAAGAAAUUAGUUAAAGUUAAAAAGAUGUUUGGUGUCUAGUACUAUGUCUGUGACCCUAUAUGUCCUGUUGAUGAAGUUAGGUGCUGUUCUCAGCAUUAUUUGUGGCUAUAGAGUGGCGUUUUGGUCGAGCGCAUGGCUCUGUGUAUUGCUAUCGUGCGGUCGUUACUAAAGUUGGUAAAACUAGAGAAGAAAGCAGUCAGCAACAUUAAUCUCUUGAGGGGGUGUCUAACUCGGUGUGUUUGACCCUAAAUUAGUUUUACGCCAGAAUAUCCCUUUAAAUGCACAUUGUUUUGUAAGGGGAGUGUUUGCUAGCAUUGUUUGAGCUGCGUUUUGUAUGAGGACAACAGCUCAUACUAAAGUGCCCCAACCAUUUCAAUAAAAACACACACAAAGAGAGCGAGGUGUUUCAUUGUUUGUUCUUGUUUGACCCAUCACAUUAUUGUCCAGAACACAGACUCUGCCUUGGGUCUGUCUCUCGGGUCGUACUCAGACUCAGGUUUCUUCUUCUUGGACAUCACGCACUUGCAGACCAAAGUUUGACUUUUACGGUAAACGGCAAGGUGAAGUUAUAACCCCCCUGCAGAAUUUGCAAAUUUGCACAAGAGUCAACAGCGUAACGUCUUUGAAUAUCCAAACCUCGGGACACACCGGCUUUAAUAAGUCUCUCCAGGAUCCACAGAGACAGUCUGUGUCCUUGAAGCCCCUGCAUGGUGUUGUACUUUAAGUUUUGUAGAUUUUCCACUCCCCUCAGUCUCUGCAAACAAAGCGUUAGCUUUUAUCUCUUUGCUUAUUUUCCCCUGUACAUGUUUGACGUGAAUUGUAUCUUCAACUAAAAGAAAAAAAAUCUCAUCUUGAUGUUUUUUAAGAGUCGAAAAUAUCACUCACUACUGUUAAUGUGAACUAAGCCUGUUUCAUCUGACACCUGCACCACAGCAGAGGUCUCAGGCAUUAAAAAUAGCAACAAAGAGCUCAUCAGUCUGUACAAUGAUGGUCUGGUUUUCUUCUUAAGCCCAUAAGAAGGUAUUAGGAUUCAUUUCCCCUGAAUCACAUGACAUUACUCUUUACAGUACGGGUAAUAAACACUAGUGAGAGUCCAGUAAUAAUUGUGGGCAUAGCCAAAUAACCGAAUAAGGUUCUAUUUUGAUAGCAGGAGAAAUAUGUGUCGUCACAUUGGCGCAUUCCCUCGACAGUAAGGUACCAGCGAUGUACUGAAAACACCUCAUUUUAAGAUAGAGACUCUCAUUAGCACAGAGGUGGUCAGUAGUACAUUUGUUGCCAACGCCGAGUAAGACCUGGGAGAGGGAGAGAAAAACUGAGCGGGGUAGGGAAAAAGCAAUUACUAGUUAUUGCUAUCAGCAGAUAUGAAAAUUGCUGCUGAUAUGUAUGUGGGAUAAAGUGAUACAUUAAUAAAACGCAGGCGGUGCCAAGAACAAGCUUCAACGUGUCUGCUCUGUGGAGGUUUUUACUGUUUAAAUACAGGAGGAGAAAAAAGGUUGUUUUCAGUGUUUUUAAAGCACAGGUGACAGGAGGAAGGGCAAAACAACACUGUAAAUACUCCCAAUUCACCUGAGGGUUUCAGGAACCAUCAUCAUCCUGAACAGUACCAAGAGUUUCUGAGAAGAAGGAAGGAGACAGUGUAACAUUGGCACCAGCAGUAACCUGUCGGCUGCCGAGGAACCUAAAAAUAUAGAAGCAAUCACCUAAAAGGACAGGAACAUAAAAUGAACAGAUUUUUCUAAACAACCAGACUUUAGGAUUUCACAGGCCUGUGAUAGACUUGGAUAGGUAUCAUAUAUCAUAUAUCACAUUCUCUUGUGGAAUCAUAACAUAUUGUAUCAUAUCCUAUCAUAUCAUAUCAUACAGUGUCCUAUCCUAUCAUAUCCUAUCAUGCCAUACCGUAUCAUAUUGUAGCAUGUUGUACUGCAUCAAACCAUUACACAUCAUAUUGCGUCGUUUCGUGUCGGGUCGAAUCAUAUUGUAUCUUAUCUUAUCUGACUUUACCGUAUCGUGUCAUUCCAUAUCAUAUCCUAUUGUGUCAUGUCAUGUCGUAUCGUAUUGUACCAUACCGUUCCAUACCCUACUGGGACAUGUUGUAACCGUAUCAUAAUCAUACUGUAUCAUAUUAUAUCGUGUCCUAUCUUAUCAUACCAUACCGUAUCGUAUCCUGCUGUACUGUUUCUAAUUAUUUCAUAUCAUAGCUUUUCUGAUCUUACAGCACUGCAUCUCAUUGUUUCAUAUCAUUUAAUAUCUCAAUCUAUGUCAUCUAAUCUUUUUGUAUUUCGUAUCUAAUUGAAUCGUAUCGCAUGAUGUCGUAUUACAUCAUAUCGUCUUGUGUUAGUUUGUAUCAUACUGAUUUAUUUAGUAACUUCCGUUAUCAUUCCGUGUCAUGUUGCAUUACAUUCUAUCCUAUAAUAUUGUACUGUAUCGUAUCAUCUCAUAUUUUGUAUCAUGUCAUGUUGUAUCUUAUUGUAUCAUAUCUUAUCAUUUUCGUGUCGUAUCAUGGUAUAUCAUAUCAUAUUGAAUCAUAUAUGGUGUCUUAUCGUAUCGUAUCAUUUUAUAAUUUAUCAUACCUUAUUGUAUUGUGAGUUUAAAAAAAAUGACAUUUUGUUAUUGAGUAGAAUCUAAUUUUAUGUUUUUCCUCUUAAUCGGGGUUAAAUAAUGUUAAUAAAGGAACAUUUCGACUAUUUCCACUGUAUAGCUCCGUCACAUGGGUAACUGAACAGAGACCAAAGGUGAAUCAGGCUCUGAUUCUGCAUGUAAAGAGUUUAAAAUGUAAGUAAAUUGAGAUAUAUAUAUAUAUAUAUAUAUAUAUAUAUAUAUAUAUAUAUAUAUAUAUAUAUAAGCAGUUGGAUCUAAAUGUUGAGUGUGGAUGAUCAGGGAUAGGAUGGAGAUGGAAGAUGUAAAGAAUCACGAGCAGGUGUGUGUAGGUUGGCAGGAUACGCUGUGACAAAAAUAAUGCGGUACAUUUGGUGUACGGCGUUGGAUUUAAGUUUACAGCAGAAUGAAAAACGUGCUUUUUGUCGAGCAGGGACUCUUUCUGCCGUGAGUCAUGUAACAGCGAGGACUUGCACAUGUGUUGCACUCUGAACAGGCUGAAAAUGAGCCAUUGAAUGUCACAUAAAAGCUCAAACCGGGAUAUUUUUCUGCCUCUCUUCUCAGGUUUUUGUCUGCUCGUUCCCUUUCAUCUCAGCCCUUUCUUCUCCUCGCUGUUUUUUUCUGUGCAGUUUCUGAGAGGGGUUGGAGUUUGGCUCGCUCUGUAUUCAGUUUGUGUUUUUCUCAUAAACCUCUAGUUUAGAAGUCUUGACAUGUUCACUCUCAUUCACUGCCAGUACUUCUACCUGAAAAGAUGAUGAACCACGAUUUGUAUAAUAAUGUAGGUUUUAAAACUACUCACCUCUCUGCGUCUUACAAGUGGAAGUAUUCAGCAUUUGAAUACACAAUAAGGUGUUUCUAAACUUGACUAUAUAAGGCCAAAACAUCACAAUGUUCCUCAGUGGUCAAGGAGAACAUUGAGCAGAUGAUAGUCACUAAAUAAUCAUUUUAAAAAAAGGGAAUAAAAGGGUCAAAAUUAGACCUUUAGUGAGCUUUAGUGAGGAAAACUCAGUCUGUGUAAGAGGAUCUAAAAACAAAGAUUAAACAGAUUUAACAGACUUAAAAGUUUAAGAUUGACCAAAUGUUUGAGUGGAGGAAGAAACAAAAACUCGACAAAAGGGUACCUUAAAACAGACAGUGAGCAGAUAUUAAACAGAUGGUUCGUGGUUGCUCAAAAAUGCCAAUAUCUAAGGAUAUUGUGGCAAAAACAGUUAUGUGAUGGUACCUUAAAACAGGUAUUUUGGGUACCUUGAAACUGUUAAUAACAAGCGUUGUAAACAAAUGUUUCAGGCCUUUAAAAAAAUGCUGUAAUGAUAUUUAAGGGUACCUCCAUAAAAACCUGAUCAUGUUUUUAAAAAGAAAAUAUUUAGAAAGUAAACAUGACCCUUUAAGAAGUGCUAAAGGUACCUUAACACAGACCAUAUUAUCUAUUUUAGAGGGAAGAGAAUCAUGCAUCAAACAAAUGUUAAUGGUACGCUGAAUUAAAUCUGAUUCACGCAAACUAGUUGGAAAGCAGGUCCCGACACGGCCAACAAAAGGAACUGUGUUUUAGGUACCUUAAAACGUCUGGAAUCAAAGUCCAAAUCCUCAAGAUGAACAGUUACAAGCAACUUAACACAGCCUUCACAACGAUGCCGUAAGGAGGAGUAAAAGAUGGAGAGUGAGACACCGAGGGGUUCCUUAAAACUGACUUUAAAUAGAUACCAAAAGGUACCUCAAUACAGACAUGAAGACGAGGUGAAAUUUAGAGGUUCAAAAAACAGACUUUAGAUAUUCUUAGAUAACUGGAUUUGGAUCCUGUUGCCUUUCUUUGUUUGCUGCUUAAACAGCUGACCGAGGGUACCUUAAAACAGACCCAUAGGUAAUUGAUGAGUAAAUGUGAUGACUGGCUUUAAAAUCAAUGUUAGAGGUCAUCCAUCAGUAACAGAGGAGUUACUUUUGGGUUCUUAAAAACGGACUUGACGAUAUUUAACAAAGAAAAACACAAGAACUAAACAAAAGUUUAAUGGGGUACUGAUCUAGGCUCUUAAAAUGGUCCAAAAUAGACUUUUUUUUUUCAGAGACUAGAUGUAAGAGUGUAUUCAACAUUAAAAAUACACAAUCAAAACAACUCCGUCAUGAAAACUCUGUAUGCGGCUCCAUGACACGCCGGCUCUGCAGCUCUAUGAAACUGUUAUCCUGUGAUUGGGAGUAAAUCCUCCUCUGUAAACAGGCGGAUUCCUGUGGGUUUAGCCGCUCACAGUGUUGACCUUUCACCUGGAGUGGAGCGUGUGUGAGAGCAGAUAUCAGCCUCUUCGGUUUGUACACAGGCUGAUAAAUCUGCCUGCUGAUGCCUUGAUUGCUGGUUUAUUGAAUCCAAAUUGGAAAAUCCCAUCAUCCCAUCAUCCAGGCUCGAGCGGUAAACGGCCGCCGUCACCUCUGCGGAUGAUGAAAGAGGCACUUUUCUCACAAAUAAAGUGUCCCAUAAAUGAAAAUCAUUGUAUAACCCCUAAGAAGUUCAGACGUACUGAUCCUCAAAUCGAAGUUGGCUCACAGUUUUUCUUCUCCAGUGUCCAAAAAUGAGGAUUUUCGCCCUCUUUCAGACCGUUUCUACUUCUGCAGACUUUCUGAACCGCACUGAGAAAUUUGACUUCAAAUCCUCCAUCAUGAAUCCUUGAGUUGAUGUGAAAACAUGUCUUAAGAGUUUAAAUCUCCCCGUUGCUGCCGCUCUUUCUGUAGAUGGAGAUCAUUACUCCACAUUAAGUUGCUGAUGUAGUGAGAUGCAGGAUUGAUGUUGUUUCCCUCUCUGUGAGCAACGCUGACUGCACAACUGACCGUUUCAUCCCGGCCAUAAAUCAGCCUCGUUAUCGAACCCGUGUCUGACAAAUUAAUGUAUCUAAUUGCUGAUGUUUUCAAUUAACCCUCAAACCAAGCAUGCAGUUUGAUUUGGUUCUUCACAGUAUUAAUCCAGAGCUUGUAACAGAUGCUGUUUUAAUCUGACAUGGAGGAAAUAUUCACGCUCAACCGUCUGCUGGCUCAGAAUUACAGGUUUUAGGUCGACUCGACUCAAAGAAUUCAGAUCCUCCAACCCGGGUUUCUCUUCUGCUCACAUACAGGUCUGUUUCGGGUAUCUUAAACACAUAUCAGUGAUUCGGUUUGAUUUUAGGUCCCCUGUAGCGUCGAUUUAGAGCCUCCAUGAUACGUCAAUGGAGCAUCUAUGUUAUGUGUCUUUAUUAAACAUGUACAGGACUGUUUUAAGGUAUCUGUUCAACUAUUCUUGUACAUCUACCACUUGAAUUUGCGAUCUGACGAUAUUAGAUCAUGAAAGGUUGAAAAGUGACGAUGAUCUGCCAAAGCACAGAGAUGGUAGAACUAACUACAGUACACAUUGUGUCCCUAACGUGUCUAAAUAAAUUUCUUGCUCUUUCAAAUCUAAAUUUUAGACGUUAAGAGAGAAAAUUUUAGUUUACCCACAAUAUUUGUGUGUUUUGAGUCGAUAAAAGUAACUGCAGUCGCAGAAAAAUCUGCUGAAAAAGGGCGAGAUUAUUAUUUUUUAAUAGACUACCUUUCAUUUUAUAAAUAUUGACUUUUGUGUGUGAAGUCUUAUGCUGCGUUUGAGUUACCAUGGAAGUCAGAUGUUGGAGCUGAAAAUGACGUCACACCCGAGUUACCAGCGUUUCAGUUACCAAGUCGGGGAAAAAAGCAAAAUCGGAGGAGGAAAAAAGAUGGCUACAUCUACGAAAGUUAUUUUAGCGCUUGCCUUUUAUUCGGACAAAGUACUUGCCUUAUAUUAAGGCAAGGCUUUCGUAGAUGCAGCCAUCUCUUUUCCGCCUCCGAUUUUGCUUUUUUCCGACUUGGUAACUGAAACACUUGGAACUCGGGUGUGACGUCAUUUUCAGCUCCGACAUCUGACUUCCGAGGUAACUUGAACGCAGCAUUAUUUUGGGUUCAAAUCUAUUUGAGAAUGAGACCAUCCAGUUAAGAUAAAUGUUUUGCUGUUUCUUGUUAAAAUGAGGAUAUUUUAUUUCUAUUUUUCAGUGAUCGUGAUUUUGCAAAAAAAAAAAAAAAAAUCAUGAUAUGAAAUUUUUUCCAUAUUGCCCACCCCUACAUGAACUCUCUAAUAUUCGAGCUUUAGACUCCUGGUGGUGGUAUUUUGAACUCUUCAGUAAAUCAGAUAUCGUGAUUGUUAUCAUUCUAGUACUGUAACGGUUCAUUUUAACAACGAUUCGAUUCGUAUCAUGAUUCAUGCCAAUUUGAUUCAAGGACAAUUUUGGUUCAUUUAGAAAAACUCGAUCUGAAUCGAUUUAAUAACUUUUUAGCCAAAAAUUCAACAAGUGUGAUUGUGAAAUAAAUACCUGGAUACCGGACUGUGCAGGUUAGAUCGAUAUAUGUGAUCCGGAAGGUCGACUUGCCGAGCACGGAUCAAUGUAGUUGGAUUAUAGGACUAUAAAUCGAUACGUUGUUGUUGUAGAUGAGUCAUUACACCCCUAUAUCAUUUAUAUCCUCAGUUUGAUCACUUCAAAUGCUUCAACCCUGCUCUCUCUGCAAACAACGAGCACCGAGACGUGUUUCUUUUGGCUGUUUUUGCAUUCAUAAGGAGGAAUAAAAGCCUGUUGUAAGACACACUCAGGAAUAAUUGAGGUUUGAUGCGCACAUCUCUCUCAUUUUUGUUCUGUUAAUCCGUCAGGGUCUGUGUUUAACAUCUUGGGACAUGAGAGAAGAACCGAGUAAAUAGUUGCAGUUUGUUUUUGUUCCUGAACAGCUCAGACGCCUCUCUGUCUCCGACUUUGUCUCCCUCUGAAAUCUACAGCAGCCCCGAAAAAGAAGACAUGAAGAAGCAGAGCUGAGUGUGUAAUUUCUUCUGAUCUAUCAUUGAAUGAUUUUUUUUUUUUGCCUCUCAGCGGAGCAGGGAGGUUGGGAGUGUUAGAUACUAACCUCAUUUGCAGUCACAGUUUGCUGUCUGAUGUUUUUCAAAGUCUGUGCCAACACCCAGAGCUCCUCCAGCCUCGGUGCAUCCUCGCAGUAUCUCCUCACAUCUGAUUUAUGUUGAUAGACUCACCUUGAAUCACAAUGUGUCGUCUCAGCGGGGACACAUUCGGCGCUCUGACUCUGCAGGGGUUGGCAGAAGACGGUAACCGGCAGGAUUUAUGGAUUUCUUGUCAGCGUGUAUGGCUGUGAGGCGGCCGAUGACCGAGCGUCUGAUUGGCUCAGGAGGGCAGAGGGUGGGGGGGGUUUGUGGGGGUCUAGCACCCUGAGGUGAGAAGCACCUGCCCUCAGCCUGAUCUGCUGUCUCCUCGGGGUGUUGAUCCAAGACUUGGACUCACCAAACACCAGGAAGCAGGACUUGAUUUAAACAGUUCGGACAAGUUUCUUCGAAUAAAACAAAAAAAACAGACGAGGCGUCUCCAACCACUUUGGCAGGAGGGAUCAGCUGGUGGAGCUUUAGUCCUGAUGCUACACCCUGUCAGCAAACCCAAACCCACAUUAAACACCUUCAGGCGCUUUAAGAGACUCGCCGUCAGAUAUUAGGGUAUAAAAAUCAUCAAACUUGUUGCUGAUUGUUUUGUUUCCUUUUAGAAAUCGUGAAAAAGCAUCAAUAUAAAUUCAGUUUAUUUUAUAAACAUCAAAAAGUUCCUCACAGGAGCUUUAAACACUUUGUUGGUAGAAAGUUAAAUAUCAACGUGUCCCAGCAUUUAAUGGAUAAACCAUAAAUCUAUGAUUGUUGUAACCCUAUUGUUUGUUGCGGGCAAAAAUGACAUAGUCGGAGUAUGAUCAGACAAUGCAUGUGCGCCACGCAGAAAAAAGUGGCGCGUACAUCAUGUUCGACAAAAACAACGCUGUACGAUGCUCCAUCUUCCUGCUCCAAAAUGCCCAGAUUUCCGAUUCAGUGAAAAAAACUAAUUAUGAGCUUAGUCCGAUUAAACUGUGCAUGUAAACGCACUGAUAAAGAGGUAACUCUAUUUUUUACUGAUAGAAUCUAUUUAUUAGACGGGUAACUAGAUUUUAAAGUUCGACCCAUGUCCCAUCCGUUUACAUGGAGGAGGCGGGGCUUGAAGGCAGACACCAGGGAGAGCUCUGAGUGUGCUGCAGAGAGUGUUUGUUUACUUCCUGUGUUGGAACAUCAGUUUGUUUGUUUCCUCUGUCAACAGAUUGAUAUGGAAACUGUGUUUUCUUUGUUAUUGUCUGACAACACCGGGAGAAAGAGAGUGGAGAGAGAGAGAGGAGAGAGUGGAGAUAGAGGGCAACGGGAACAAUAACAGGAGAGGCGUGGGGGGGUGGGGGGGGGGUCUGACAGAGGGAGGAGAGAGAGAGAGAGGGAGAGGGAGAGAGAGUCCUGUCAAUACUUCCUCCAGAAUGAUGGAGCAUUAAAAAUGAAUGAGUGCAUGUUUGUCUCUUUGUGUAAAUAUGUGUGUGCGUGCGUGCGUGCGUGUGUGUGUGUGUGUGUCCUUCGUCUGCAGACAGCAUGAAGACAUGCAAACAGUCGACAAGAGAAAGAACCACAACAACAAACCUGCUUUUUUUCUUUGUACUUUGGUCGUCAUCCAUCACUGUCUUAACACCCGAACGAACACACACACACACACACACACACACACACACACACACACACAUACACACACACAGACGCUCAGAGUGACCCUUCGCCACCUUGCCUCUGACAAACAGGGCGAAUCUCUGUCGCUGAGUAAACAUCCUCACUCCUUUUAGUCUGUCCUGAAGAAUUAACACACACACACACACACACACACACACACACACACACACACUAAGGAAAUGAGACAUUGAUUUUCACCACGUUGUAACUGUCCGUAUUUACUGACUGUAUCUGUCUGUCUGUUUUCGUCCUCAGCUGAUAAGGACAAACAGGGGAAGAAGGACGACAGCGGACAUUUCAAAGGAAAAGUCUUAGGUAAGAAAAACUCAGUUUUCAGCGCGGUGCAAAUUUCAGUGCAUUUUUUCAACAGUGUUGCACAAAAAUACACCGAAACCUUCUCUGCCUCCUUGCAUCUUUUUCAUUUAAUGUUUGACGGGUUUUAUUUUUCCACGUCUUUCCCGUUUCUUCAUAUCGAGGUUUGGAGCAAAUUUAAGGAGAUGAAAAUGAAAGAUGCACCUGAGAGCUCAGAGAAUAUAGAGUCUGUCCAGGGGCGUGUCCUAGACUUAAGGACCUAGGGGCUUUAGCCAGGACCCCCCAUCUCCACCCCACUAAGAAUAAAAUAAAAAGAAGUCAAAAAGGAAAACAGGACAUUAGAUUUUCAGUGAAUCCUUCCUCUAUAGUAUCUUAAUAGAUCAGCAGGGACCACAUGGCAGAAUUACGUUGUGAGAGAGUCUGAACUAAUUUAGGGAUCGUCUGCCUAAAGUUAGGAAUCCAGAUAUUAAAGAAGUUAAAGCUUAAAGAGAGUGAAAAUUUAGUUAAUAGUACAGCCUUGACAGCGGCUCUGAUAUUUGAUAUGAGAAUACUUUAACUUACAAUCAUGACUUUUUAUUGUCUAAAACUAUUGAGGGCAAAAAUGACAAAAACUAAAAGUCUGAGACUAGCCGCCAAAAUCAGCCGUGCAGAUAUCCAGAUAUCCAGAUAUCCAGAUUAGCUGCUGUAGAUCGUUCAAGUUUAGAAAACGAACAUUUCUCUGAGGUUUUAAUUAUUUCUCUUGGUUUAAACACGAGGCUGAAUAACAGGCCCUUAGCUUACAGCCUGUUUCUCAGCCUCAUGUUUGACUUUGUUGGUUUGGAGUUGAUCAUAACUGUGAAACAUCCUGGACUGAGUUUGUAUGAUCUCUUAAACACUGGGAUAAAAUGAGAUUUUUGACACAAAGAGAGGGGGUUAGACUCUAAACUUCUACUCUGAUUCCUCUUUAAUAUCUUUACAUGAUUUUCAGAUCAAAAAAAUCUUCUUGUUUCUCAUUCUGCUGUAUUAGAAUAUCAUUAUAUAUCAUUAUUUCAGCUGCUGUCUGCUUCAUUUUAGUUUGCUGUCUUCAUGUUGUCGUCAUAGUUUAAAUUAAAGCUCUCCUCGUCCUCCUUGUAAUCAAACUUCUAGUGUAGAUGGGAAACAUUAUAAACCCCGUUAUUAAUCCACUUUCCUGCCUGUAACUUCUCACGGCCUCGCAGCUGCCUCCUGACCUGCAUCUGAACCUUCAGAGCUGCAAACAUCCACCAAAUAAAGUUGAUGAAAAUCUCCUUGAUACACAACAACACCAUCACGGGGGGGAAAAGCAGAAAAAUCUCAAUCCUCACGGCUCUGGAUCUGAGCAUAAAAUGAGUGUUUUGUCCUUUAAGCCUGAGCUCAGUGUGACGCCGUAAUUUCCAAUAAGAAAACACAGAUUAGCGAGAAGCAGAACGAGGACGCUUUGCCGCCUUCGCCGCUCGGCUGCUUCCUGCGAAUGUUGUGUUUGGAUUCGAAACACAGAAGGUUUUAUAAUGUGCUGCUCGCUCCGUGCAUCCAUAUCAGAAACUACAACAUCUCAGGGGGGGGUGAGUCCUCUCCCGGCUCCUCCGCCUUUGUGUUUCAAACUCAGACUCACAGACGGACAAUUAGAGGGCCGGAUUAAACCGCCGCUUUUCCAACAUCACAAACACCGAAGACCGCCGCAGAGAUAUGAGAGCGGAGAAAGGCUGCUGGUUUAUCUGAACUCUGCAGCGUUUGUCCAGGAGACGUUUCCUUCAAGUGAAUAAAUCAUAAAACUCAAUAAUGCAUGAAUACAACCACGUUUCUGUCGCUCUCUUAACCUUAGCUACAUGUUUUAUCGUUUAGGGGUCUCCGUGGGCUCGAGGAGGGAGCCGGACACGGUUAAAGGUGAAAAAAAAGUGAGAGGAGGUCGUCCGCUGUUGAAGAAAAACAAAACUUAACUUUUUGACCUUUUGUGAAGCAGGGCGGUGGAAUUAACUACCACACUAUUUUAAAUAAAGUUUAAAUAAAGUUAAAGCUCCUGUGAGGAAACCAGACUGAGACGUAAAGUGAAGUGACUUUUAUUUAUAGUUAAUAACAACAGGAGUCAGUUAACACGACUUUUACAAACUCAACAACAAUAUAAGCUUUGUAACACUUUGUCCACUGGGAGGGGCUAAAAUCAACACAGACAGAAAGUUCCUCACAGGAGCUUUAAUUCAAAUCUUAGCAAAGAGAAACAUCUCAUCACUAAUGAGGUCAAUUUUUAACAGGUUAGUAACAUGACUGGGCUGAGACACUCAGGAAAAAAGAUGGGAAGAUUUACCUCUCAGUCGGUACAUUCACAUGAGCAAGAUUGAUAAAAAUUUGAUGGUUUGAAUAAUCUGAAUCCAGUGUUUAUGUGUCUGCAAAAUCAAAUAAUCCGAUCAUGACGUGUGUAAACAUACACCAAGCUUUAUUCAGAUUAGAAGCAUUCAGACAUGCGCAGAGUUGUCUGAUCUGUAUUUCCGCCUGUGCUGUCAACAAACCAACAAAUGCCGAAGUGGUUAACUUCAUCCAGUUCCGGAGUUUCCUCCUUGUUAAAUGUUGUCACUAGAUGGCGUCCUCGCUCAGUUGUUUUACUGUUCUGUCAAAGGUUGCUCUGUGCGUGCAGAUGUGACAUCAUUACGCUGUAUGUACGCAUUGUUAUUUUACCGGAGGAGCAGACACGACACCUAAGGUUGUGUUUUAUGCCAAAGUGAAAAUCAACAUAAACCACACCUCUCAAUCAAAAUUAGUGUUUACAUGGACGCGUUUUAAUAUAAAGAUCGGCAUAGACCACCUCUCUCAAUCAGAAUAAGUGUUUACAUUGACUUGUAUCGGAAUAAAAAUCGGCAUAAACCACCCCUCUUGAUUGGAAAACAUUCUCUUCUCCCGAUUGAGCCGAGUUGGAUCAGAAUCUUCCAAUUGACAUGUUUACAUGACGCAUUUUCAUUCUGAUCGGGAUCUAUUCCGAUUAUUUGUGCCCAUGUGAACGCAGGAAGACUGCGUGAGCAAACAGUUUCAAAAAUACUGAUCCUCAAAAGGGGAAAGGCAAAGAAUUCGUUGAUUUAUCAUCUUCUAAAUCCAAAACCAGGACUGGAUGGCCGUGGUCUUCAAACCUCUGCGCAGUUCUGCAUUAAAAAAAAGUCACUGUAUGGACUAUAAACUCCUUCUAAAGAACAUUUCCUGUCCACACAGUAGCACAUAAAAGAAGAAACUGCAUAAACACUCUUAUUUAAGGCAAAAAAUCAUAUUUUUAUAAAUCAUAGAAGCUCCAUCCUUUUAAAAAUCUGCGUUUAUUUCACUAAACAACCACUUUAUUUUGGUUUCAACAUCUCAGAGUCUUUUCACAUUUUAGUGCGAGGAAAGUUCAGAAAAGCUCCCUCAGGUUCGUCCCUGAAGAGCUCCAAAAAUCCCCGUUCAGUUUUUAUUUUCAUGCCGAAAAAACAGAAGGCUGAAUUAAUGCGGAUGAGGCGCUGCAGGAUCUCCACUCAUCAUUUACCGCUCACUGAUCGUUUCUGUGCCACAUUAUAAUCGUGUGUCUUUUAAUAGAGGAAAAAAAGCGCGGCUCUCGAGCUAAUUAUGGUCAUUAAUGCUCCUCUCUCUGGGAAGGAAAGUGUUGGAAAGCUUCCCUGGAUGUUUAAAUGACACAUUAGUUGAAUGUGUAAUUACAGCAUCACUGAUUCAACAGUAAAAGUGUCGCGUUUGAUUAUCCUCCUCGUGCUGAAAGCUGAAGAUAAGUUAACGCUUCGGUUACCGAGCGGCGUCUGGAGAAAAACAGGAGAUCUGUCAGGUAAAAGUUCGUGAUCCUUCCUGAUUCUCCUGAAAACCGGAGAAGGUUAAAGAUCACAUAAACGUCGUGUCCGUUCAUAAAUUUGAUCAACAUUAAACUCCCUCACACUGAGUUAAAGCUCUUCUUCGUCUGCACCGCUUAUCCGUCAUUUUAAUGAGCAGAACAGAUUGCUUAUGAGGCUGUUUUUUCUUUAUUACUGCAGUGAAUCACAGUGAGAGGAGAGACGGCUCUGAGUUAGGGAAAAAUCCCUCCAUGUGCAAAACAUUAAAUGUUAAUUCAAGCAGCAGACGCAGAUUAAGAGAUUCAGAGCCUAAUUUCAGACUCUUAAUAUACCUCAUCAUAUUAGACGAAUAUUUAAGCGUGUGUGCUUCGGAAAGAGGUUUAAGUUUGGGUAUAAAACAGGAAGUUGUAAAUCAGUCUUUUAACACUGUGAUUUGAAUGCUCGUCUCUGAUUGGCUGCUCUCCUUGUUGCUGUGAAGAACAGACGACGCCCUUUCCACACAGGAUUAGCACUACCUAGAGACCUCUGGUAAUUUGUGGAUUAUUCCCUGAUGGCGUGGAGCGUUCCCGCUUAAAGGGAUCUGUACUUUUCUUGGCCGUACACCAGGCCUGAGGCGCUGCAGGGGAUCCGCCUCGUCUCUCGGGGCAGCAGCGCACAGUAUGGCGUAAAGCCUGCGGGGAGUUCAUUAAAAGAAGAAGACGACCACGGAGGAGAGCAUGCAUUCGAAACGAGAAAUGGAGCCUUUGAGAAAAUAUUCAACAAGAACUCUGGCUGAGAACCUCAGACUGGACUGAGUGAAGGAAAGACUGAGAAGACGGAUCAGAGUGACACGACUAUAAACCACAUCCUCCAACACCGCCGAUUAAAUCAGUUUGGCCUGGAUCACAUUAUGAGUUAACCUCUGACUGAAAUAUGGUUGCUGAUAUGACCUUUGGGAGAAAUCUUGAAUGUAAACUCUACCCCUCCAAACCAGUUUUCCCCUGAGCUCCCCCUCUCCCCUCAAGCCCCGCCCACAAACAGACGCUCCUGCUCGCUCGUAUCGUUCCAGUUAAAUUCAGAUAUAAUGCAGAUAAAUACUUCAGAUCAUUACAAAUGGGGCCCAGUCAAGGUGAAAGUCAGAAGCAUUGGUGCUACUGUAGAUGCCAACAGACGACCAGCAAACACAAUGUUUGCAGGACUUCUACAACUAGGAUAAAGUGACAUAGUCCGGGACCCGAGGGAGGACAGUUUAGCGAUGGCGCUACAACACGCUACAGCAGGUCCGUUUGACAAGAAACACUUCUGUUACAGACACUUGUCUUACUUUGUUAAAGCGGUUUACCUGUCCAGCAGAAAGGUUACAGGGUCACCAAGAUCCCCAAGCGUCCCCCAUCGUUUAUGCUGACCCAGCUUUUUAGCUCUUGUCCGGUCUACCUCCGUUUUAAGCGCCCGUUAUUCCUCCAGAGUCUCCGGUAUUUACUUUGUUUUCUUGCUUGUGUCGGCAGUCGUGGCCAAAGGAGGAUUCAGACAAUUUUCAGAACUUUCUGGUUGGUUUCUACUGUCCGAUAUUGUAGCACGCUAACUUUGUUUGGGUUCGUGAACGACACGGGGGAGCAGCGUCUGCCUCACAACCAAUCAGGUCGGGGGAGGCGGGGAACGGCUUUGUUUACACAGACAUAACAAAAACACAGAAAUAUCGUGAUAUUCCCAAAUGUCAUCAAUAACUAAUAGGUAUUGACUGAUAUUAAAAGCUUUUUUGUUUAUACACCACAAAAAAUGACGCGUCUUUAAUGGAAUCCUGCCGACCUCACCUUUAACCUUUAAGUGUUUAAGGCUCUUGUGCUUCUACUUUGACUUUGUGUUUUCUAAACUUAGCGGCUCAGAUUGUCCCGACUGUCUCCCACUCUUACCGUAAAAUUCUGUGUUUAAGGCGCUCUCUAUCACAGUGGUUAAGUCCACAUGGUCCUGGAUCUCCAGCAGAGACUCCAUCUGAUGGCGCUCUUGUUCUUCGUUUUUCAGAAACCACUGGUCUGGACCACGGAGACGGUUUCUACGCCGGGAUGCCGAUUCCCUGCGCUGACAACUACGCCGGCUACUGUGUUCACGGGAAGUGUGAGAUCAAAUUCAACAAGGCGAUCUGCAGGUGUGUGUCUGUGUGGACUUUAGCUCAGCUGGUUGUCACGAUGAAACCUCUGUAGCUGUGUCACUAAACCGACCUCCCUCUGUGUGUGUGUUUGUGUGUGUGUGUGUGUCACAGGUGUGAUUCGGGCUACAAAGGCACCCAGUGUGACGAGCCUCACGACUUUAACAUCCUCUACGUGGUUCCCAGCGGACAGAAGCUCCACUACGUCCUCAUCGCCGCCAUCAUCGGGGCCGUGCAGAUCGCCAUCAUCGUCGCCGUGGUGAUGUGCAUCACGAGGUAAACGGGUGCCCAGUCGUACUAAAUUCAUGAAUGAUCACUUCAAGUUUGAUGUUUUUGAGAUUCACGAAUUUUACUUUAUGUAAUGUCUGAUUAUGAGGGGCAGAAAUGUAAAUAAAUGUAAAUAAAUUAAAUGGACAGUUUCAGAAUAAUCUAAUAAUCUCCAAACAGAGACUCGUUUUCUGUGUUUUUGAUUUGCUGAAUGAAAUUUGGCGAGACUAAAGUCAGAAACAGUUCAGACUAACAGAUCCGAACUUUCUGGCGGUGAGCGCAGCCUCGUCUCACCUGAAGUGAAGGUGUGACAUCUGGAGGUGUCUGCAGAGGAGCUGCUGCUGCUGACAGCUGAGGCUUAGAGGAGGAUUUGACUUGGCCUGGUUUUCUCUCUCAGCAGACAGACUUUGCCCCCUCAGUCAGGAGAGGAAAGAGAGGUUUUGGAUCACUUUGUAUUGGAAAAGUUUUUAGCGACUGUUUCAAAGUAAAAAACGAAAAAGACUAAAAUCUUUAAAUCUGGGGAUGAACCGCACCUCGACGGUUUGAUGAGCAAUUCAGUCCUGACCUCGUCGAGCUCCAGUUAAAGUUUCAUUAGGCGAUUUAAUGGGACUGCUGCCCUUGUUUACAAGCACAUCUCAGCUCUUUACAACUUAGCAGUAAGUUUGGUCCACUUCAUCAUGUACCAAAACAAUCGAAAAACACAUUAGCAAGAGGUUAAAGGGAUAUUCAGGCGUAAAAUUAAUUUAGGGUCAAACACAACUUAACACCGAGUUAGACACCCCCUCGAGAGAUGAAUGUUACCGACCACUUGUUUCUCUAGUUAUACCAACUUUGGUAACGACCGCAGGAUAGCAAUACACAGCGGUCUGAGGAUCCAUAAACAAACCUCAACCAAAACGCCACUCUAUAGCCACAAAUAAUGCUCAGAACAGCACCUAACUUCAUCAACAGGACAUAUAGGGUCCCAGACAUAGUACUAGACACCAAACAUCUUUUUAACUUUGACUCAUUUCUUUAGCAAAGAGACUAAACACAACUCACCUACUCUCUUCCAGCAGCCGCUUGUUUGUCAGGCCAGUCCAUUACGUACUACAGCGGGGUGACGCAGCUCAAGGAAGAACAUUUAUGAUCAUUUCUUUAAAAACAACAAAUUAUUAAACACAAAUAUUUUACUCAGCAAACCACCAGACGCUGAUUAACACGGACGCUCUUCCAUCGUCCUGUCGCCAGGCGGUCUCCAGUGAGUUGGGUGAAUUCAAAAUGGUGAAAAGAAGGGGGAUGUUUUGAAACACCCCCAUUAGCACUUGGUACGUUCCACCUGAUGAAAUUAACCAUAGAUUGUAAAUUGAUGUGGAAAAAACAUUGAGUCGACCGAUCAGAAUUUUUGUCGACUCAGCACGCAUCGACGAAUAAAAUCCUACUAAAUCGAACUUUUAUCUUACUCUGUGCGUGCCCUACAGUUCGCCAAGCUUUGGUCCAGAAGUUGAAUAGUGUAAAUAUGCCGCUAAGAAACAAGGUAGUGAACGAAUCGCUACCUGGUGAAGAAAGAAUGUAAAAAUAGUACAGUGACAUUAAAGUGCGUCCCAUUCGCCACUUGUGUACACAGUUUGUUGAUUGUUUUGGUAACUUGACACCUCAACUUGGAGAUGACUUGGUUGUAGCGGGCUGAGAGGGGGCACCUACUUUAGAGGAGGCGGACCUGCUUCUGUCAAUAACUAUGGUUCAGUUAAAUCUCUUAAUCCAGCUUUAAUCCCAGCUCGACUUAAAUCUGAAUGUGAUUUCAUUCUGACUCGUUUUAAAGGUCCAGUUUUGGCCGGACUAACUCACUUCAUGGAUCUUUUUGUCUCUUCAGGAAAUGUCCGAAAAACAACCGAGGUCGCCGGCAAAAACAGAACCUGGGACACUUUUCCUCGGACACAAACUCCAGGAUGGUAUAG
This is a messenger RNA of Xyrichtys novacula (pearly razorfish), 71637 nucleotides long. The record is from the annotation of a GenBank genome assembly. NCBI's taxonomy places the organism in Eukaryota, Metazoa, Chordata, Actinopteri, Labriformes, Labridae.